This is a messenger RNA of Schistocerca serialis cubense, 75605 nucleotides long. RefSeq lists its product as uncharacterized. Lineage: Eukaryota; Metazoa; Arthropoda; Insecta; Orthoptera; Acrididae. Gene Ontology annotation, molecular function: zinc ion binding; calcium ion binding; 4 iron, 4 sulfur cluster binding. The transcript is spliced from 223 exons. The record is from RefSeq and is a predicted model, not a curated record. Gene Ontology annotation, cellular component: nucleus.
UGAAGACUUUGAGAGUGCCGGCCACCAACAGGACGGGAGGCGACCGUCGAGGGCCGCGCUGCAGCUGUGGCGAACCGGGCCAUGGCCUCCACGGCAAAAAUGAGGGCACUACUCGCCUUAGUAGUUUGGUUAACGCUAGCGACAACAAACGUAUUAUCAUAUAACGGACUCGGCCAUGGAAUCAAACACGAAAUAUUCUUCUUGAACUUGGAAGACGGUUACUUCGGAUGCCAGGUGAAUGAAUCGACCGAUGUGCUGCAACUGUACGAACUGUCCAAGCUCUGCGAUGGAGUACCGGACUGUUUCCAGGCAUCCGACGAGCUGCGGCGCGAGCUAAAGUGUUCAGAUGACUGCGGCCUGCUGCCGGACCACCCGACGUGCCAGGUGAAGUGCCAGAACGGCGCCUGCCUCGACUCCCAGUGCCACUGCAACGACGGCUUUGGAGGCUGCGGCUGCGAAGUUCCAGAUGAGAACGAGUGCAAGUACCGUCCUUGCGACGUGUUCGCACACUGCACAAACACUCUAGGCAGCUUCCACUGUUCCUGUUUCCCUGGGUACACCGGCGAUGGCUUCUCUUGUCAAGAUAUCGACGAGUGCGAGGACCCGGCCAUCAGGGCCCGCUGUGUCGCCAACGCCGAGUGCUGCAACCUGCCGGCACACUUCUUCUGCAAGUGCAACCCGGGCUACGAGGGAGACGGAGAGGUCGAAUGCAGAGAUAUCAAUGAAUGUGAACUGCCUGGUGCUUGCGGAAUCAACACGCACUGUACCAACCUGCCCGGAAACUACACGUGUACUUGUCUGGACGGCUUUGUCGGAAAUCCGUAUGAUGGGUGCGUGCGCCAGGACGAGUGCUCGCUGCCCGGUGCGUGCGGACCCGGCGCGCUGUGCGUAGCGACGCUGGACGGCCACGAGUGCCACUGCCCGCCGGGUUCGGUGGGCGGCGAUCCCUACUCGGAGGGCUGCGCCGGACCCGACGCGUGCGCGCGCAGCCCCUGCGGCCGCGGAGCCAUCUGCACCAACCACGACCUCGGCUUCAGGUGCACCUGUCCGCCCGGCUACGACGGAGACCCCAACGUCGCCUGCCAAGAUGUCAACGAAUGCGAUGACAGCCCUUGUGGCGAGAACGCUAUAUGCACUGACACGGUCGGCAGCUUUAUCUGUACCUGCAAGGAAGACUACACCGGAGACGCUUUCAAGGGCUGCACUGAUAUCAACGAGUGCGUGGCGCUGGACCGCCCGUGCGGCACGAACGCGCUGUGCCAGAACGCGGUGCCGGGCUACACGUGCGUGUGUCCGCAAGGCUACGCGGGCAAGCCCGACGCCAAGGUGGCGUGCGAGCAGGUGGACGUGAACAUCCUUUGCCGCUCCAACUUCGACUGCGCCAACAACGCCGAGUGCGUGGACGGGCAGUGCUUCUGCCAGAAGGGCUUCGUGGCGCGCGCCGCCGACUGCGUCGACAUCGACGAGUGCUCGCAGGGGCAGCCGUGCGGCGCCUCUGCGCGCUGCACCAACGUCCAGGGCGGCUACCACUGCGAGUGCGAGCCCGGCUUCGUCGGCAGCCCGCCGCGUCUGCCCUGCAAAGCACCAUGCGAAGACGUCAAGUGUGGAGACCACGCCUUCUGUAAACCUGACGGUCAGGAAGCUUACUGCAUUUGUGAGGACGGCUGGUCGUUCAAUCCACUGGAUAUAACAGCAGGAUGUGUUGACAUCGACGAGUGUGACAAGAUCAACGGACCCUUCGGGCGCUGCGGUGCCAAUGCGCUGUGUACUAACACGCCAGGCGGCUUCAGCUGCCAGUGCCCGCCCGGACUUACUGGAAAUGCAUUCAAACAGUGCCUAGACAUCGACGAGUGCGCGACGGGCAGCCCGUGCGGAGCGGGCGCCGUGUGCACCAACGUGGUGGGCUCGUACAGCUGCGGCUGCCCGCCGGGAUCCGUGCCCGACCCCGACCCCAAGGUCAAGUGCGUGGCCGUCGUGACGUGCGCCGCCGACGCCGACUGCCCCGGCAACGCCAUCUGCGACCCGCACAAGCGCUGCCUCUGCCCCGAGCCCAACGUCGGACCAGACUGCAGGCACCCGUGCGAGUCGGUGGUGUGCGGCCCGAACGCGCAGUGCCUGCUGCUGAACGGCGCGGCGCGCUGCCUGUGCGCCAGCGGCUACACGGCGGCGGCGACGCCCGCCGGCGGCUGCGUCGACGUGGACGAGUGCGCGGCGUCGCCUUGCGCGCCGGGCGCCGUCUGCCGCAACGAGCCGGCCGGCUUCUCGUGCGAGUGCCCCGGCGGCUGGGCCGGCGACCCGUACCGCGGCGCGGGCUGCGCGCGCCCGCACGGGCCCGCGCCCGCCGCCUGCUCCAAGCAGCGGCCGUGCCCGCUGGGCGAGCACUGCGUCGCCGACCAGUACGCCGGCACCAGCGUCUGCCUGUGCCAGCGCGGCUUCACGCGCGAUCCCGCCUCCGGUCGCUGCCGCGACGUCGACGAGUGCCGCGAGCUGCGAGACCGACCCGCCUGCGGCCUCAACGCCGUCUGCAAGAACCUGCCCGGUAGCUACGAGUGCCAGUGUCCGCCCGGCUUCAACGGAAACCCCUUCCUGCUCUGCGAAGAGUGCAACACGCUGGAGUGCCAGUGCCAGCCGCCGUACCAGCUUCUGGACGGUAACUGCGUGCUGGCGGGCUGCUCCAAAGGCGAGAAGUGCCCGCCGGGCGCCGAGUGCAUCACGAUCGCGGGCGGCGUCAGCUACUGCGCCUGCCCCAAGGGCUUCCGCACGCGCCACGACGGCUCCUGCGAGGACGUGGACGAGUGCUCGGAGGGCCGGCAGGUGUGCGGCUACGGCGCCGAGUGCGUCAACAGCGCGGGCUCGCACCGCUGCGUGUGCCCGCGCGGCUACAGCGGCGACCCCUACAACGGCGUCUGCUCGCCGGACCAGGUGCGCUGCGUCAGCCACGCCGACUGCUCCGCCAACGAGAAGUGCGUCCAGCCGGGAGAGUGCGUCUGCCCGCCGCCGUUCUUCGUCGACCCGCUCGAUGGCAACAAGUGCAAGAGCCCGUGCGAGCGCUUCCCGUGCGGCCUGAACGCCAAGUGCACGCCGAGCGACCCGCCGCGCUGCAUGUGCGAGCCGGGCUACGAGGGAGACCCGCUGACCGGCUGCUCCGACGUGGACGAGUGCGCCGACAGCCCAUGCGCCUACGGCGCGCACUGCCUCAACGAGAAGGGCGACUUCAAGUGCGUCUGCGCCAGGGGCAUGACCGGCGACCCCUACCGAUCCGGAUGCGUGAACGCGGACGGAGCCGGCAAGGCGGAGUGCGGCAGCGACGCGGACUGCGCCGGCCAGCUGGCGUGUGUGUCCGGCGCGUGUGUCAACCCGUGCUCUACGCUGCCGUGCGGGCCGCACGCCUACUGCGAGGCCGACAACCACGCAGCCUGGUGCCGCUGCGCCGUCGGCUACACCGAGGCCGCCAACGGAGAGUGCGUCUCAGUGUGCCAGGGCGUGGUGUGCGGCCGCGGCGCGCAGUGCAUCGUGACGGCGCUGGGCGCCACGUGCAAGUGCGUCGAGGGCUUCAUCGGCAACCCGUUCCCCGGCGGCCUGUGCGUGCCCGACGUCUGCUCGGCCAGCAACCCGUGCGCCGAGCCCAGCGUCUGCAUCGGCGGCCGCUGCAAGGAGCGCUGCGAGGGCGUCGUCUGCGGCGUCGGCGCCUCCUGCGACCGCAACACCAACAAGUGUGUCUGUGACCCCUUCUUCGUCGGCAACCCGGACCUCAUCUGCAUGCCGCCCGUGCUGCCGCCGCACUGCGAGCCGGGCUGCGGAGAGAACGCGCACUGCGAGUACGGCGUGGUGAACGUGUGCGUGUGCGACGCUGGCCACGAGGGCAACCCCUACCAGGGCUGCGCGCCGCAGGGCAAGGCGUCGUGCGCCAGCGCCGCCUGCGGCCAGGGCGCGCAGUGCCGCCAGGGCCCGCACGGCAUGCAGUGCGCCUGCCCGCCGGGCUUCGCCGGAAACCCCUACAUCCUCUGCCAAGACGUGGACGAGUGCAGCAGCGCGGGAGCGUGUGGCGCCCACGCGGUGUGCAUCAACACGGCGGGCGGCUACGACUGCCGCUGCCAGGAGGGCUACGCCGGCAACCCGUUCGCCGUGUGCCUGCGCGUGCGGCCGGGCCCCUGCACAGACCCCGCCACCUGCAAGUGCGGCCGCGACGUGCCCUGCCCGCCAGGGUUCUCCUGCGAGAAGGGCAAGUGCCGCGACCUGUGCGCUGGAGUGAAGUGCGGCUCCAUGGCCACCUGCGACUCCGGGAAGUGCAUCUGCCCUGCGGGAUACAACCUGGACGCCAGCAGCAAAGCCUGCAAGCCCCUCGGCCACUGUAACAACGACUUGGACUGUGCUUCUUCAGAGAUUUGCUUCCACUUCCUUGGGGUUAAGGGCUCUAGCGGCGUGCGCAAGUGCGUGGACGCGUGCAGCAAGGCUCAGUGCGGACCGAACGCGCUGUGCGUGUCCGAGCAGCACCGUUCGUCGUGCAUUUGCGCGGAGGGCACGAGCGGCGACCCGAGCGACCUGGUGCUGGGCUGCCGGCCCGAGGAAGAGGGCCAGCCGAAGCGCGGCUGCCUCAGCGACGCCGACUGCCCGCCGGGGCUCGCCUGCACGCUGGGCCUCGACGCCAGCCGAGCCUGCGUCGACCCCUGUCUCAGCGUCGCCUGCGCCAUCAACGAGGUGUGCCGGCUGGACGCGCAGCACGGCCCCGUGUGCCACUGCCGCGACGGCUUCGUUUGGAACCCGGUGUCGUCGGCGUGCGAGAAGCCGUCGCUGCCCGACUGCGCGAGCGACGGCGACUGCGGCGCGGCGGCGGCGUGCCGGCCCGACGCGCUGGGCGUGCUGCGGUGCGCCGACGCGUGCGCCGCGCUCUCCUGCCCGCCGCACAGCCAGUGCGAGGCGCGCGACCACCGCGCCACCUGCCGCUGCCUGCCCGGCUACACCGGCAACCCGGCCGACCGCGCCGGCUGCGUGCCCGCCUCCAGGAACUCCUGCACCAGCGACGCCAACUGCGCCGAGGCCGAGGUGUGCCGACUGGACGCGCAGACGAACUCGUUCUCGUGCCGGCCGGCGUGCCAGGCGGUGCGUUGCGGGCCCGGCGCCGUGUGCGCGGCGCAGAACCACGUGGCGCAGUGCCGCUGCCCGCCGGGGCCGUACGCGGGAGACCCGUACGACGCGGCGGCCGGCUGCCGCACCGUGCCCUGCGUCUACAACAUCGACUGCCCGCCCAGCCAGCUGUGCGACCGCCUCUCACACACCUGCAUGGACGUCUGCCACGAGGACUCGUGCGGCACCGACGCCGUCUGCGUCGCCGAGGACCACAAGGCCGUCUGCCAGUGCCCGCCGGGAUACAGGGGGAACCCAGAGAUCGAGUGCACCCCGGGAGCCGUGUGCCAGCCGAGCCCGUGCCACCCGAGCGCGACGUGCGAAGCGGCGCCGGGCGGCGACGGGCACGUGUGCCGCUGCCCGGCCGGACAGGUGGGCGACCCGUACACGACGGGCUGCCGGCCCGAGGGCCGCUGCCCGGCCGGAGACCGCGACUGCCCGGCCACCGCCGCCUGCCAGGGCGGCCGCUGCAUCAACCCCUGCGAGGCCGGCCGGCCGUGCGGGCCCAACGCGCUCUGCGAGGUGCGCGCUCACCGGCCCGUCUGCUCCUGCCCCGCCAAGUUCCAGCCGGGGCCCUACGGCGUUUCCGGGGGCUGCAUCCGCUCUCCCGCGCCCUGCAACAGCGACCAGGACUGUCUCGGCGACAUCUGCCACGGAGGACAAUGCAAAGUUGCCUGCAGAAACUCUGACGACUGCUCGAAUGGUGAGAAAUGCGUACUCAGCCUGUGCGUGCUACCGUGCGUGGGCCACACGCAGUGUCCUCAAGGUCUUGCUUGCACCAAUGGCUCUUGUCUUCUCGGCUGCCGCUCAAGCAAAGAGUGUCCCAGCAACCAGGCUUGCAUCAACGCUAAAUGUCAAGACCCGUGCCUGCGCGAGGGCGCGUGCGGGCCGAACGCGGAGUGCCGGUGCGUGGAGCACGCGACGGAGUGCCGGUGCCCGGCGGGCUUCGCGGGCAGCCCGGCGCCCCAGCAGGGCUGCGUGCGCCAGCCGGCCGCGUGCCACGCGCCCGGCGACUGCCCCGCGCCCGGCUACGCCUGCUCGCCCGCCGGCCUCUGCGUGUGGCCGUGCGACCGCGGCUGCGCGCUCGGCGAGCGCUGCGGCGAGCUGGGACACUGCGUGCGCGUCUGCCACGCCGCCAGCAACUGCCUGCCCGCCGAGAUCUGCGACGAGGGCGUCUGCCGGCCCGGCUGCGCCACCGACCAGGACUGCUCGCUCGGACAAGUCUGCCUCCGCGGAAAGUGCAGGUGCGGCGUGGGCUUCACGUCGGGCCCGGCCGGCGGCUGCGUGGACGUGGACGAGUGCGAGGACGCGCCGUGCCACCACAGCGCCGAGUGCGUUAACACGGCGGGCUCGUUCCGCUGCCAGUGCCCGGCCGGCAGCGUGGGCGACCCCUUCCUCGAGCCCGGCUGCCGCGCGCCCGGCUCCUGCGACGACAGCGCCGACUGCGCCGACAACCUGGCGUGCCAGGUCGGCCGCUGCUCCGACCCGUGCGCCGCCGCCCCCUGCGGGCCGUCCGCGCUCUGCAACGUGUUCGACCACGCCGCCGUCUGCAGCUGCCCGCCGGGGCACCUCGGCGACCCCACCGACUCUGACGUCGGCUGCUUCAAGGUCGAGUGCACCACCAGCGAGGACUGCGCCCGCGACAAGACCUGCGACCAGCGCAGCUACAAGUGUAUCGAUCCGUGCGACCAAGUCAACUGCGGCAGAGGAUCUUGCAAAGUUCAAAACCACGAAGCCACGUGUUCCUGCUUUGAGGGCUACACCCUGCUCAACGGAAAGUGCGCCGACGUCGACGAGUGCGCCUCGAGCCCGUGCCACAGCACAGCCGUGUGCCGGAACGCGCCGGGCAGCUUCUCGUGCGAGUGCGCCGACGGGCUGGUGGGCGACCCGGUGCGCGGCGGCUGCCGCAAGCCCGGCGAGUGCCUCGGCGACGCCGACUGCCACAGCAGCGCCGCCUGCGUCGACAACCGCUGCCGCAGCCCGUGCGAGGCGGCCGCGCCCGUCUGCGGCGCCAACGCCGAGUGCCUCGUGCAGGACCACCUGCCGCUCUGCCGCUGCCCCCAGCAGACCAGGGGCGACCCCAAGGUGGAGUGCGUGAAGCUGGAGUGCUCCGAGAACGCCGACUGCCCGGCGUCCCGCGCUUGUGUGGACUCUCGCUGCGUGGACCCCUGCUCGGUGGCGAGCGUGUGCGGCGCGCAGGCCGACUGCGUGGCCGACAACCACGCGGGCGUCUGCUCGUGCCGGCCCGGCACCACCGGCGACCCGCGCCUCGGUUGCGUCGACCUCCAGUACUGCGCCAGCGACGCCCAGUGCGCCGCCGGCGCCGCCUGCAACAACGGACUCUGCAAGUCACAAUGUACUUCGGCCCGCGAAUGCCUCACGGACCAGCUGUGUAUACAAGGUGUGUGCCAGCCCACAUGUAAGGCCAACUCCGACUGCCCGGAGAAACAACUGUGCCAGAACAGCAUCUGCAUACAAGAGGUGCGCUGCCGAGCUGACAGCGACUGCGCGGACAACGAGAAGUGUGUGGAGAACGCCCUUGGACAGGCGGAGUGCCGCGACGCGUGCGACGGCUCGGCGGCGUGCGGGCGCAACGCGCAGUGCGUGUCGCAGCGCCACCGGCCCGUGUGCUCGUGCCUGGCGGGCUUCCGCGGAGACCCGCUGGCCGGCUGCCGGCCCGAGGAGUGCCAGGCGGACGCCGACUGCCCGCCCGACCGCCGCUGCGACGACUACUCCUGCAGACCCGCCUGCGCGCCGCCCGCAGCCUCCUGCGGCUCCAACGCGCUCUGCUCCGCCGAGAACCACCGACCCGUGUGCCACUGCCAGCCGGGCUUCACGGGCGACGCGUCGCGCGGCUGCGAGCCGGUGGACGCGUGCGCGAGCUCGCCCUGCGGGCCGGGCGCGCUGUGCGAGAACGCGCGCGGCUCGUUCCGCUGCUCGUGCCCGCCGGGCACGGUGGGCGACGCCGCCCGCGAGGGCUGCCGCGCGCCCGUCGAGUGCCAGGUCGACGACGACUGCCCCGCCGCCACGCAGUGCUCCACCAUCACCGGAGUGCCCAAGUGCAGAGACGUGUGCGAGAGCACGCUGUGCGGCCAGAACGCGGAGUGCGUGGCCUCCGGGCACGCGGCGUCGUGCCGCUGCCGCGACGGCUACGAGGGCGACGCCAACGACCAGCGCGUCGGCUGCCGGCCGCGGCCGCUGCCCUGCCAGAGCAGCGCCCAGUGCCCCGCCAGCACCUACUGCUACGGACACAUCUGCAAGCCACUGUGCCAGUCGGACGGCGAGUGCAACCUAACGGAGAACUGCGUGAACGGCCAGUGCGUGAACCCAUGCGAAGCUCGGGGUGCGUGCGGCAUGAACGCCGAGUGCCGCGUGCUCAACCACGGCAAGCAGUGCAGCUGCCCGCCGGGCUUCACUGGAAACCAGGCCGUCGAGUGCGUCAGGAUACCUGUAUCGUGCGAAUCGAACAAGGACUGCUCUGAAGGCAACACGUGUAGAGACAGCAUGUGCCUACCAGUGUGCAGCGCCGACACCGACUGCGCCCUCAAUGAGAAGUGCCUCAAGGGCAACUGCAUGCUGACGUGCCGCGUCCACAACGACUGCUUCUUGGGCCACAUCUGCCUGAACAACAUGUGCAUAUUCGGCUGCAAGUCUGACGAGGACUGCUCGGCCAGCGAGCAGUGUAUGGGCGGCCGCUGCGUCGAUCCGUGCGCCUCCAAGCCUUGCGGACCCAACGCCAUCUGCUCCACGUCCAACCAGCGGGCCGUGUGCUCGUGCCCGCAGGGGCUUGUGCCCAGCCCAACAGCACAGGUGGCGUGCGUGCGCGCGCCCGCGGCGCCGUGCCUGGAGAGCCGCGGCUGUGCGCCCGGGCUGACGUGCCUGUCGGGUGCCUGCCGGCCGCUGUGCGCCGCGGACGGCGGUUGCCUGGGCAACGAGCGCUGCGACGCCCGCGCCGGCGUCUGCCGGCCCGCCUGCAGCCGCGACGACGCCUGCCGCCGCGGCGAGGUCUGCGAGGGGCUCGUCUGCGUCGCCGGCUGCCGCUCCGACUCCGGCUGCCCCUCCAGCGCCGCCUGCGUCAACGGACAGUGCCAAGACCUGUGCGCGUCGCCGACGGCUUGCGGUACAAACGCAGUGUGCUCCAUGUCGAACCACGGCAAGCACUGUGAGUGUCCGGAGCCUCUCGUGGGAGACCCGAACGUGAGCUGCCGCCAGCCCACCACCACGUGCCAGACGGAAGCAGACUGUUCCGACGGGCAGACAUGCUACGUCGGUAUAUGCCACACCACCUGCAGAAAUGACUUGUCCUGCCUAUCUGAUGAACGGUGUGUCGGAGGGCUGUGUAAAACAGUGUGCAACAGUGACGCUGCUUGCGGGGCCGGACAGAUCUGUGAAAACCGACUGUGCGUCGUGGGCUGCCGAAGUGACAACGUUUGUUCCGAUAAUCAGGCGUGCGUCGACAACAAGUGUAUCAACCCGUGUGACGCGCCCAACGCGUGCGGCGCGUGCGCGGAGUGCCGCGUGUCGAAGCACGGCAUGCAGUGCUCGUGCCCGGCCGGCUUCGCGGGCGACCCGCUGUCCGCGUGCUCCAAGCCGGCGGCGCGCUGCCCCGCGCCCGGCUGCGACCCCGCCGACUGUGACGAGGGCGGCUUCUGCGCGCAGCCCUGCUCUGACGACGCCACCUGUGCCUGCGGAGAGACCUGCGUGCAGGGGCGCUGCCGCUCCCGCUGCGGCCCGGCCGGCGCCUGCCCACAGGGCCAGGUGUGCAGCGACAGCGGGGCGUGCGUGCCCGGCUGCCUGUCGCACGCGGACUGCCCGCAGGACCGCGCGUGCUCGGGCGGCCAGUGCCGCGACCCGUGCGGGCCGUCGGCGUGCGGUACGGGCGCGCAGUGCCGCGCCGCCGACCACCGCGCCGUCUGCCUCUGCCCGCCCGGCCACCGCGGCGAGCCCAGCAAGGCCUGCCUGCCCGCCGGACAGUGCUCCGCCGACGCCGACUGCCCGCCCGACCAGUUCUGCUCGCCCGCCGACGGCGCCUGCCGCAACCCGUGUCUGCAGGCCGACGCCUGCGGCACCAACGCACAGUGCCGCGUCGCCGACCGCAGGGCCGUCUGCUCGUGCCCACCCGGAUAUUACGGAAACCCUAAGCUCGAAUGCAAGCAAGGAGGCGGCGGCGACUGCGUGCGCAACCCGUGCGGCGAGAACGCGCGCUGCCGCGACGUGGCGGGCGGCUACGAGUGCUCGUGCCCGCCCGGCUGCACCGGCGACCCGUACCGCGGCUGCCUCUGCGAGGACGGCCUCAAGAACGCCUGCGCCGGACACCGCUGCGGAGCCAACGCCCUCUGCAGGGUCACCGCCUCUGGGGGGCCCGAGUGCUACUGCCCUGCCAACUUCCCGGUCGGAAACCCCGAGCGUGAAUGCGUGUCGGACCGCUCCGGCGUGGACUGCCGCACGCGCGGCUGCGGCUCCGGCGCGGAGUGCAUCCGCGACGGCACCGCCUUCGUCUGCCGCUGCCCGCCCGGGACGACGGGUCGCCCCGAGGUCGGCUGCCGCAAAGAGAACACCUGUGCGAGUGACGUAGACUGUCCAAGUGAGAAGGCUUGUGUGAGCGGCGAGUGUGCCGACCCGUGCUCGUUGCGGGGCGCGUGCGGCCGCGGCGCGCUCUGCCGGCCCCUGAUGCACCGCGCGCGCUGCUCGUGCCCGCAGUGCCACGUGGGGUCGCCGCACGUGCAGUGCGUGCGCGACCCGGACCCGCGCUGCGGGCUCGAGCAGCAGCCGCGGCCGGGCGGGGGCCCGUGCGCGGCGGACGCGGACUGCGGGCCGGCGGCGGCCUGCGUCCGCGGCCGCUGCGCCGACCCCUGCGUGCGCCCCUGCGAGCCGGGCAAGCGCUGCGAGGUGCGCGCGCACCGGCCCGUCUGCGUCUGCGCCGCCGGCUUCGUGCUGAGCGACGCGGGCGAGCUCGCGUGCGCCUCGGGGCCGCCCGCCUGCGCCUCCGACGCCGACUGCGCCUCCAACCGCGCCUGCGCCGCCGGCCGCUGCGUCGACCCCUGCUCGGCGCUGCCGCCGCCCUGCCGCGAGCCCGACCAGGCGUGCGACGUGCUCGACCACCGGCCCGUCUGCAUCUGCGUGCGCCGCUGCAACCCCGCGCUCUCCAUCUGCUUGCGCGACGCCGGGUGCCCGGCGCACCUCGCCUGCCGCAACUUCCGCUGCGUGGACCCGUGCGAGGGCGCGGGCUGCGCGCCCGGCGCGCCUUGCCGAGUCGAGGACCACACGCCCGUCUGCAAGUUCUGUCCCGCAGGAUUUGUCCCUGACGCGAAAUACGGAUGCCUCAAAGCAGGUGUCAGCACAAGCACGAGGGCACCGGUUCAGUGCACGUUGGAUGACGAGUGCACAGGUGCGCUGGCGUGCAUUAGAGGAGAAUGCGUAGAUCCUUGCACCAACAAGUGUGGUCUGAGCGCUCGGUGUAGGGUGGAGGCCCACCGGCCACUGUGUUUCUGCCCCGUGGGCUACCGGGGGGAUGCGGCCGUUCGCUGCACGCCCACCGAUAGCCCUCCGGCUCUCUCGACAUCUCAGGCUGCUCCUACAGUAUCCAUUCACGGUUCUUCUCUACCUACAGAUACAACUUCGGGGACAACUGUAACAUAUAAACUGGCAACAGACAAUCCCACAAUACAAACAGUUAACCUACACACCACAUUAGAGGCCCCAAGGACAGUAGAUAUUCUUACCGAUACUACAACGAAUGCCGAAACAACUACGUAUUCGUCGGUUCCUCAAGUCAGUGCAAGACAUCCUGCAACAGAAAAUGAGAUACCUUAUGAAACUUCGACAAACGAGGCUCGAAUGACAGAAGCAGCUACGUCCUCUGACUCGCAGGAAACAUUGCAGGGGCACACGACGGUUACAACUGAGCCGUCGACCGACGUAACAAACGAAUCAGAAACGACGCUGGACUUUUCUUUUGAUUUGGAGGUCACGCCCUUUAAUGAACCUGUCAAGUUAUUCUCUAGCGACGAGCUGACUUCGGCUCCCGACACAACAGAAUCAGCCCCAAAAGUGGGUGACAAAGCCACUACUACUCAGAUUACUCCAAUCACAAAAGAUAUCCUGUCUGGUGGCAUAUACAAGACUGACAGUCAGGAAUUUGUUACUUCUUUCACGUACUCCUCUCGCAGACUGCCACAAGCAGAAGAAACAACACGAGAAUCAUACACGGCAGUAACGGAGAUUGUUUAUCAGAGUACAGUGACGUCUGAUAUACGCGAGGCAAGCGAACAAGGAAAUUCUGACACACCAGCCAAUACAUUGUUCAGCACCCUGACAGAAGAAACAAAUACUGAAAGCAUGAUGACAUCAAAUGAAGCACCUCAUACCACAUUACCUAGCUCUACCAAGCUACACUCUGAAAAAAAGGAAUAUCAAACCACUGGAUCGCAUUACAGUUAUUACGGGCCAUCUGGGGAACAGAUCGAAACGACAUUAACUCCAUACGAUAUUCCUGUGACGGUUGUUUCUCACGACAGUAAAGGACAAACAUCUACACCACGCUUGACAAAACCAGAAACUUCCACAGAAAAAUAUUAUAGUGAUUACAAAGGAAUCACAAGCAGACAAGAUGUCACGCUUCCCGUAAAUUAUCAAGGAUCGUCAGCAGAAAGCGUCACUGAUCAGCGAGUACGUGAAACGACAUCUGCAAACUAUCAUCAGUUAGUCACAAAAAACGACCAGUCGUAUGUUCCUGAAGCAAAAACGAAAACUGGGAUUACGACCCAUGCUAUUUCACUGGCUACGACAGAGGUCGAACAUUUCACCUCGGAGAGGGCUACAGGUUCACCAUUAUCGGUCAGUAGUGCACACGCUACUGUAGGUGGUGCAGAAGGGACUCAAAAGAGUUCCACAGCACGCUUUCCAUCAAGCAAGGUGGUUCUCAAUAAAAUUUCUACAGACCAUAAUAUAGGAAAAGACACCACAUCUUCGGUGCCACCGUGGACAAGUAGUGCUGCCACUUCGGAAACUUAUACAGUAUUAGAAACAAUAACGGUAACACCAGAGUUCACCGAGACGGUUGAAACAAAUACCCCGGUCAAAGAAAAGCCGUACAGCAUUUUAGUCGAUAAUUAUUCAUCCACUGCUACAGAAAACACGAAAUCACCACAGUAUGGAAGUACCGUUCCGACCGUGGAAAACCCUGAGUAUGACUUCCAUACAACCCAAAGCAUCCAAGUACACCUCAACACAGAAGCGACAGAAUACGGUCCUGCUUACGAAACAGAUAGCAAUGGAGUGAAAGAUACGACAAUAACGGCGGAAAGUGCCACCGAAGGCCGUGUGAUAACCGUAACGCCAGUGCACGGACGUGACAGAGGACCAGUCGUUACAGUGACCCCUGUGAACUAUACACCACGUGAACAAGUGUACACCGUGACUCCUCUUCACAUUACUGAUAGUGCUGAAAGCACAAACCCGACAGCAAAAGAGAACACUAUGCAAAUGGCUACCGAUGGCUUCACUGAAACUCAAGGCACAGUGCCACAAACGAAUUUUGGUUCAACUGAAAAUAUCACAAAGCAAAAAAAUGAAAAUGAGGAAUUAUUUCCUGCGCAACAUACUGUAUCUCCAAAGGGCGGCAUCACCAGUACUGACGAUAUCCUAUCGACGGAAAAUGCAGCUGAUAAUUCAACUAAUACUGAACGAGUAUACACGUUUACUCAAGUUAGUGAAGGAACAGCUUUACAACAGGACAAUUUGUUGCAAAAAGAACACAAGAAUGGCCUAGUACCUCAGAAAACAUACAGAAUAACAGACACAGACGACAUACUGGAUACAACAUACAAGGACACAGACAUGCAGACAGAAAAAAUGUUUGGCAAUAACGAAAAAAAGAUACACACCUCAAUGCCGACGGUCAUAAAGCAUGACAUAGUUAGUAGUACUACCCCAAAAGAAAGUCCUCCAAUAGGAGAGGCUACGCAUUUCCAGCAAGGGACGACCGAAAGCAGUGUAAUGUCUACAAGAAUUGGCGAAAACCCCACCUUCCCGACAGAAAGAUGGGCACAGAAUCCAAAUUUUCCUCAAGGACAUAGACAUCAUGGUCAGGAAACAGCAGAACAGGACGAAGAAAUCACGACUGUCGAUGAGAAACGCAACACAGAAUUCAUUACAGAAACCAGUAAAGCUGAAGAAAUAAGUACGGAACUUACCAACAGUAGCAGCGAGCUUAUUUUUGAAACUAAUGAUCACGAUAGAACACAGGUAACGACGAAAAUUGUACCAGUUUAUGCUCAGACAGUUUACACUGCGUCACCAGAAACUGAUGAAGAAAUAACGGAAGUAGAUACAAGUACUACUUCCGAAACGUUGACAUCCUACACUCUUGUUACAACAGAGAACUUCACUUCAACAUCGCAGGAACAUACAUCUGUUUCACAAGACAAGAAAACUUAUGGGCCACCGCAAAUAGAUGAGAAGUCUGUAACAACUUCUUCAGCUACAAAGGAGAUCAGGUUACCAGAAGUCAAUAACAAACCUAAGGAUCAACUUCCGCAGGUCAAGCACUCUACUACCAUAGGUGUUAUUGUCGAAGAAAGUACCGAACGAAUAUCAGACCAAUCUCCCGAGAUUAUAACAUCGACAAUAAACACACCAGCUUCCAAUGAGAGAACAGUAGAUGCAAUGAUAACAGAGAAUCACUUAGAAGAGAAGAGUUCUACGCAAAAUAUUAAACGUACUGAAAACUACACAAGAGUGUCUGUACCAAAAGUAACUAUUACUUAUGAUGGAAUUACAAAAGAAACACAUGAAAAUCCAUACUCACAGGUCUCAGUAAUAACAGACACGGCAUCUGCAACUACAACAGAAUACGUCGCAUUACCCUACGAUACCAAAACAACGAUACCUGAAUCAACGACAAAUAAAAUUUCAGAUGCAGAUGUAACCAGUGUGAUUUCGACUCAGCAGGAUCAAAACAUAAAAACUACUCCCACGAAAGCGGAAACUUGGCGCAAUGAUUUAGAGGAAAGGACUUCUACAGAGUUUGUUUCCGACAUCAGUGAUUACACAAACGGCUUUACACCUGCAAUGAAGCACUCAUCGGAUGCAAACAAAUGGGUAGUCCAAGAAGAAACUACCUUUGAAUCAGUAACACUAGAUUUCUCUCAACCUACGGAAUUUAUUCAUACGUCAUCAGGUACCUCCGGCGAUUACACAAAUGAAGAGUUACCUCGUGAGACGUCGGAAGACAAUGGAACAUUUAGCGAUGGAAAUCCUACAACAGGUGAUGACAGACAAUCUGGAAGCGGAAACCAAUCUCACGUCUUUAUAGAAGACGACAUAAAAAAUACGCAGCCAAACAUAAAAACAACUAUACCAUUCGAUUCGUCGUCCAGUAACACCAAAAACGUACACACGUCCUUUCCUCCACUUCCAAGUACAACUGAAAUUUACGAUAAUGUAUCACAGGUUCCGAAAGUCAAAUUUCCUCCGGAACGUGACACAUUAAAAGCUACUGCAACACACAAAACUCCAAGCAUCUCCUUGCCAACGACAAUUAAAAUUUCCCAGAACACUGAUGCUGCCAUUUCGUUGGCAGAGACCACAGAGAAAUUUUCAACACAAAUUUUCGUACCGUUUCAGCCAUCGACGAACCCACAAAAACAAUAUGAAAUUACAGCAGAUUCGCAUCUUACGGAGAAAACGGUAUUUACUGAUACAACUCGGUACACGGAUGUUGUUUCGUUGGCAGGAAACACGGAGAAAAUUUCAACGCAAGUUUUUGUACCGUUUCAGCCAUCAUCGACCCCGCAAAAACAAUAUGAAAUAACAUCAGAUUCUCAUGUUAAACAGAAACCAGUGCUUCCUGAUUCAGUCCCCCAAUCCACAGAAUACUGGAUUGAUGUAAAUACUGUUGCAGAUAGGAUGAAGUCUUCUUACACAAAUCCUGCACCACAAUAUCCGGAUGACUCUUCCAAAACGCAUCAAACGCAUCACAUCACAGCAAAGGUAAAACUAAAUACUGACAGCCCAUUCCGCGAAAGCGUUGGUGUAACAGAGUCUGAAAGCAGAGGUUCCAGUACGCAUGAUGAAAAUACGACAGAUCUUCAACAUACAACAAAAUCGAGCGAAAGCUUUGAACCGUUGGAUGAAGCGGCUACAGGCCAAUUGCCACGAGUAACGUCAGAAGCAAAUCUAGCUCCAUUUCCUACAUCUCCGCGUGACAAAGAUAUUGCAACAAACACAAACAACUUCCAAGCCACAGAAAACUUGUUGCCACGUACAACGGAAAGAAACGAUCUACCCACAGAUUUUGAACGAGCAAAGGAGGAAAAAACUAUACAGACUGCAACAACUACAAACCAAGCAGAGGAGUCUUCCAAUUUCACAGCAGAGACAACAGAUCAGACUCUCGGAACUGUAAGAGAAGCUAUAGUACGAACGGAACCCAAGGAGAUUUCCACUGCGCCGGAAAUAUUUACAAACGAUCAUACACAAUCGCUUGUUUCCAUUAGCACGUCACAACUCAACCAAGAACUCUCUAAUUGGGGAGACAUUAUCGAAGUACCAACAAAGGAUUCCACUCAACAUGAAUUUCCCUCUACUGUAAAAAUAAUUUGCUCCAACUCUCUGGGAAAUGUUAACUGCUUAACAUCAAAGUCACCAGAUACUACAGAAAUCAUUACAGAAAGGGCAGAAGGCGAAACGAUACAGCCAGGGAAGGCAUACACGUAUCCUGGUUUCCUAGGGACAACCAAAAAUUUUGUACACGGUUCGUCUGUGGGAACAGAAGACACUGGCACGAUUACCACAAAAUAUGAUCAUGGCCCAGUAACUACACCCAUUGCUGAAGAAGAUGGAAAGAACAAUUAUUACACCACCACAGGGCAGAGGAUUACGUCGACUAUCAGCAUUCACUUUGAUGGCGAGGGAUCAACCGAUACAAAUAACGAAGUGACUCUAAAGUCUGAAAUGCAGCCCUCAGUAACAAAUCAGUAUGAGUCCAAAUCAUCAAAUAAUGAACCGUUCGGUUACGAACAAACAACAGGGUUUAUGAUCAAAAUACCUACAGUAACCAUGGAACCUUCAUCUUUUGUACCUCGUUCUACCAAUAUUCUUCCCACUAGUACUCCCCACAUAGAGCAACAUCUAAAGGUUGUAACGAAAUAUCAUACAAACGAAAAUCAACAGUCAACAGAACAAAACAUGUUUACGAGUCAGACCUCCGCAGAAAAAACAUUCGGACCUGCUAUAGGGGAAACACUUCCUUCACAGAGUACAGUCGCUAAUCAGAGAAACGAACCGCUUACUCGCACUGGUUAUGACCACAUGACAGUUACAGACAGCAUCCAAGAUGCUUCAACCAUAAGGCAACAAGAACUGUCAAACAUGAUCCCAACCACACAAGAAAUCAAUACCCCAAGGAGAACAACAGAAAGUGAUGGGCAUUUCCAGCACACUGAGAAUGUCUACAUUAGCUCAGAUCAACAAGUGACAGGCAAUACAGCUGAAAGCACGUUACCUACAGACGUGACAGAUUACAAAAUAGUGCUUAAGCUGUCUCCUUCCGCCACCACAAAUACUGAAAUGUCAGGAUUACAGUACACACAGCCUGAUACUGAGGAAUAUUCCCCUGGUUCUACAAGAGACACUUCCCAAAUCUUUAAACCUGCGAGUACAAUAUUAAACGAGCAAACAGUGAGCACCCCAAAUGGAAACACAGAAGAAAACAAUGUAUCAGUAAUGGAGCUUAUGACUGAUAAGACUUCUGAAAGUCACGAAACAAAACUAUGGUCUGUAACCAGACAGCAGUCAGAAAAUUCCAGUGAUGUUGGAAUGUCAAAAGGAAAUACAACAGAUUCUACAACAGUGACAAAUGUACAACAAACAGUAUUUCUGCCAACAGAUAGAUCAAAUGAAUGGGCUGUGUCCAGUGAUGAAGGGCAAAUUUCAAGAACACAUACCACUAGCUAUGGAGAAUUGUUAAUACAUUACAAAACAGAACCUACUCUUGAAUAUGAAAGAAUUACUGCUGAAAUUUCAGAUAAACAGUUCUCACAACCAAAAGGAACAGAGAGAACAGUAAUGACAAAUGAGGUAAAGACAACAUUAUCAUCAUUACAUGAGUAUGAUACAGAAGGAAUGGACUACAGUACCACAGAGACAAACGAAAUUAUUGUUACAAGUGAAGGACAUGAUGCAAAGAACCACCAGCAGCAAACUUCUUACAACAUUCUUACUACAAAAAAUAUUGAAGAGUCACAAACAGCAGGUAUCACUGGAGAUACAGAACAAGUGACUUCAGUACCUAUCAUUCAGGCCGGAGGAUCGCAGGAUGGACAAUACUCUAAUAAAGUCAAUGCACAAACUCUUAAAAAUGUCACAGAAAUAAUUACGCAGCAACAUACUGAGAUUGCCAAGCAUACUUCACAGCCUCGUCAGACGUUAGUAACAGACUCAACGACAAAGCAGACACUGGCAGAAUACAGUCCAAAAACUAACUUAAGAACUCAAGCUGUUAUGAUGCAAACUACUACAACACUGGAACACACUAAACAACUGAACAGAACCAUUUUUGAGUAUUCAGAAACUACUGAACCUCAGCCAACACAGCUCAUAACAGGAAACACCCACACACUGGACUACACAAUGGGAAUCACUCUCAAACACACAGAGAGCAUCCCACCUCAGACAGAAUCUCCAUUGUGCUUCUCUAAUACUGACUGUCCAGGUAACAUGUCAUGCAUCAAUGCAAGUUGUAAGAACCCCUGUUCCAUCAAUAGUCCUUGUAGAAAUGGCGCAGCCUGUGUUGUCAGAAACCAUUAUCCAGUGUGCCUUUGUCCAUCACAUGAGAACCAGACCACAGCCACUGUUGAAUGUAGAACACUGCCAGUUAUUGGCUGCAUCAACAACAAUCAGUGCCCUGCUCAAUUUGCAUGCAUCAAAGGCAAAUGUCAGAAUCCAUGCACUGUCUCCAAUCCAUGCAGCACUCAACAUGAUUGUGAAGUACGUGAUCAUCAACCUGUCUGCAUAAAAGUUUGUUCCUGCCAAAAAUCGAGUGACUGCAGAUCUGGUCUCAUAUGUGAUGGCUGCAACUGUGUUUCUACAAGUACCGAACCAAAUGUGGUACCAUCUGGUUGUGAACACUGCCCACCUGGCAUGUUAUGCAAUCCAACAACUGGUGCUUGCUACAAAGUAACCGACGACCAGGAAAGUGGCACAUCUAUCACUACACAGCCAAGCCCGGGCAUUGUGGAAAAAGGAAUUGAGACAGUAACCCUGACAAUGACAGAAAUAGGUGAAACAACCAAACUAAACACUGAAGGAACUGCACAAACAAACACAGUAGUACCUACCAUACUUAGCAUGGAUGAGGAAAACACGACUAUAGAACCUCCGUCAGAUGUGACUUUAUCUGAUAAUAAAGUUUCCGACACAGGACCUCAAAUAUUCUCUACAACAGAAAUGGCAAGUACAACAGCAGUAAAUACAGAAAUAUUGCCUACUUCAGGUGACAUUGAGUCAACAUCUAAUGAAAUGACAACAAAGGCAGUGUCUGUGGGAGUGACGGAAACGACACAAGGUGUACCUCUUAUAGAAUUACUGCCAACAGAAACGGCCACACAGGAAAGUUCAACCAAUGAAGAGGUGGUUACUGUUACAGCUAUUCCGGAGGCACAAGAACCGACAUCUGUUCCUGUUACUAUGCAAACAGAACUUUCUACAUCUGGCCUGGUAACAGAAAUGCAGGAUUUUAGCACAACAAAAUCAAGUAUGGAAACAGAAUCUGUAACUAAACUACCUGUAACACAGAGGGCAAUCAAUUUUGAGACUCCAACAGACUCUGAAUCUCUUAUCACAAAAGUUGCAGAGGUGACUACAGCAGCAAAUGAUGAGAGUUACUUUGAAUCAGUGACAAUUACUACAGAAACUUCCUCUGGGAGGGACUUAAAUUUUACAACAACUUCUAUGAGCGAAGAGGCAAGUUUAACAGAAAUCACAACAGCAGGGACCACAUUAGUGACAACCAGAGAAGACACAAGAUCAGGAACCACAGUAGUGACAACCAGAGAAGAAUUGUCAGAACCACUAGUACCAUCUACCACGGACAUAUCAGAACAGGCAAUUACAAGUCCUUCACCAACAGUUACUGAGACAAAAAUUUUAGAUGCCCAAACUGAACCUGCAAAGGAAACCACAGAAAUGAAUUAUAACAACCAAGAAGUUACAACACAACGUGCUAUGAAUCUGAUAACAGAGCCUGAGUUUUCUGAAGGAAGUACAGAGACAGGUACAACACAGCAACCCACAAGAGCCCCAACAACAUUCGAAUACACAAGUACACCUCAGCAAGAGGCAGCAACAGAAGAAUUACCAAGCAGUACUCAGGUAGAACUCGGAGAAGGUAUGACCACAGAAAUACCGAGACAGGUUUUUGAGACAAGACAACCAGAUGAAAGUAGUACAAUGCGCACAGAAUCACAGGAAAUGACAACUGAAUUAAAUGAUGAAACCACUACUGGCGCAUCAGACACCAAGGUGAAUGAUAUAACUGAUGUGCCAACAGACACAACUCUGCCAACUGCUACAAUUAGUUUCACACAAAAUAUAAAUGACAGUAAUCAAGUUCCAACAACACUUGCUCCUGACAUCACUAUCACAACUGAUAUUUCCAUAAAUACCACUCCAAGCCUAGAAGCUACAACCAAAGAUGAAAAUGCCUUUCCAUCUGAAAUUAGUACUACAACUGCAACACCAGAGGUUUUCACAACAGACAGAAACCUACAAGUGGGCCAGUCUACUCUGCAGAGCACCACACAAGUAACCACAGAAUUCUUUCCAGUAUCAGAGGCCACAACAGAAAAUAUUGUAACUGAAACAGAGAUUUCACCACGUGACAUAGGAACAACAACCACAGAUUAUCAGACUACAAUAAAUAACAUUGCAGAAACAAGUACUCGUGCACAGAACACUGAAGGAACAGAAAAUGACAUACAGACCAGUACCUCAUCUGAAGGUGCUGUUGGCAUAACUACAGAACAAACGCAAACCACUAAAUUCAAAAUGGAUGAAGUAGUAACUGUGACGCAAGAAACAGAAACCAUAACAGAAAGUAGGAUUAAUAUCUUGGAAGAUCAACCAACAACAAUGGAAGCAUACACAAUUAAUCAGCUUACUGGAAAAGAGGACGAAAGUACAGUAACAACUGAGGCAAGCCCAUCAACAUUUGAAACAACUACAAUGAAUGAACAAACAACACUGCUGACGGAAGCAACAGCUCAGACAACAGCAAGUACAGUUACAGCAGAAGUACAGCCUGACACAGUGACACUCACUACCACAGAGCCCACAGAUGAUUACAAAACAGAAUCAUCAGCAUAUGAGACAACAACACUGCGUAAUGAAUUGACAGUAACUGACACAGAAUCCUCUGUAAAUGACUUGGAGACAGAAAAUCCAAAUACCCCACCUAGUGUAACUGAAUCACCUCUAACAGAAAGUAGUGCAGGAACCACAACAAUAGCUGAGAGUAUGCUAGAACUGACAUCAGAAUUUAUGGAAAGUGAGACAGUUACAAGUACAACAGAAACAUCUACUACUCCAUCUGACUUUGACAACAGAUUUGAGACUACUACAACUAUUCCAUGUACUGUUGACAAAGACUGUCCUGAGACUGAAGCCUGUCGGGAUGGCCUGUGUCUCAAUCCUUGUGUGGGCACUUGUGGAUCCGGUGCCAUAUGCACAGUCUCAAACCACACCACACUUUGCACUUGCCCAAUCGGGCAUCCUGGAAAUGCAACCGUGGACUGCCAACGAGAACCCACAGGAUUGCCGAAGGCACCCAGCCCCUGUGAAUCUGACAAUGACUGCCUCGACUCGGAGGCAUGCUACGGGCAGCUGUGCCAAGACCCGUGUGAGUUUUCCAAGGCAUGUGCCCCCACUGCUAAGUGUCAACCAAAGGCACACAGGCCAGUCUGCACUUGCCCCACUGGCUACGAAGGCGAUCCUGCAGUAAAGUGCUUCCUGUCAGAACCAUUGAGUUGUGCAAGCAACGCUGACUGUCCCCUGACUGAAGCUUGCAUUGACCAAAAAUGUCAACGGCCCUGUGAAGUUCGCAAUCCUUGUGCUCAAAAUGCUGUCUGCAUCAACACAAAUCAUGGCACAGAUUGCAGCUGUGCAGAAGGAUAUCAUGGGAAUGGAUAUGUGGGAUGUGUGCCAGUAACAGGACCAAAGAACGUUUGUCAGUACAAUGAGGACUGUCCUCCAGACAAGCUGUGUGACAGGCUGAACAGGGUUUGCAUAAAUCCUUGCUUGGAAGAAGCAUGUGGUGAAAAUGCUGAAUGUGUUCCAACAAAUCAUGCUAUUGACUGCAGAUGCUUAGCUGGCUACUCAGGAAAUCCUUAUGUACAGUGCAACAGAGUUGCAGGCUGCCGCAGUGACAAUGAAUGCCCUGCAAAUGAGGCCUGUGUUAAUGGCAGAUGUGGAAAUCCUUGUCAGUGUGGAAUUAACGCAGUAUGCAACGUUCUGAAACAUAAGCCAGUUUGUAAAUGUUUACAAGGAUAUACAGGAAACCCGGAAGUGGAAUGUAGAGCACCAUCGGAUCCUUGCAAUCCAAACCCUUGUGGCAUAAAUGCUAAGUGCGAGCUUGACAAUGGGAACCCAAUAUGUUACUGUCCUAAGGGAAUGACUGGCAAUCCGUUCAAAAACUGCAUUCCAGAGGGCGAGCCGUGCUCGCCGAACCCGUGCGGGCCCAACUCCGGGUGCCGGCGCGUGGCUGGGUCGCCCGUGUGUUUCUGCCUGCCCGAGUUCGAAGGUAGCCCGCCAGCGCGUCCGUGCCGGCCGCCGACCAGCCCGUGCGAACCGUCACCUUGCGGGCCCAACACGCAGUGCGCCGUGCAGCAGAGCGGCAUCGCACGCUGCACCUGCCUCCCCGGCUUCGUCGAGAGCCCCAACACGGUGCGCGGCUGCGUGCCUCGCCGCUCACACUGCGACCCGUCGCCAUGCGGGCCCGGCGCCGCCUGCGACCCCGACCGCGACCCACCAUGCUACUGCCCCGACAACACCGUGGGGAACCCGUACCGUGGCUGCGCAGAGCGCACCAAGACGCUGUGUAAGCCCGGUCCGUGCGGCGCGAACGCCGUGUGCUACGUGGUGUCGGGCGGCCGCGAGGAGUGCGACUGCCGGCCCGGCUUUUCCGGAGACGCGUACUCGGGUUGCACGGCGCAGCCGCCCAGCCCGUGCGAGCCGAACCCGUGCGGCCCCGGCGCGCGCUGCGAGGUGACCCCCAGCGGGCUGCCCAUGUGCCAGUGCCCCGCCGGGCUCUCGGGAGACCCGACCGGUCCCAAGGGCUGCGGCGGGCCCGAGUGCCGCACCGACGACGACUGCCCACUCACCCUGGCCUGCACCGGCCUGCGCUGCAGGGACCCCUGCCCCGGCUCCUGCGGCGUCGGCGCCUCCUGCCGCGUCGAGAAGCACCACCCCGUCUGCACCUGCCUGCACGGACUCGUCGGCAACCCGCUGCUGCGCUGCUCGCCUCCGCAAGCGUCUCCGUGCGAGCCCAGCCCGUGCGGCGCCAACACCCGCUGCCAGGUGAUGGGCGGGCGCGCCGUUUGCACCUGCCUGGACGGUUUCUUCGGCGACCCGCAGGCCGGCUGCCGGCCCGAGUGCACGCUCAACUCUGACUGCGCGCCCGACAAGGCGUGCCUCGACAUGCGCUGCGUCAACCCGUGCGCCGCGGGCGGCGGCUCGCUCUGCGGCCUGGGCGCCGUCUGCAACGUGCGCGACCACACCGCCGUCUGCGAGUGCCCGCCCGGCUACAUCGGCAGCGCAUUCCUGCAGUGCGUGCCCAGGCCUUCGCCGCCGCCAGAGGCGAACCUGACGGCGUGGCGGCCCUGCUCGCCGUCGCCGUGCCUGGCCGGCGAGACGUGCGACGCCGUGUCCGGCGGCGUGGCGGCGUGCCUGCCGUGCCGCGGCCCGCUCUGCCGGCCCGAGUGUCUCACCGACUCGGACUGCCCGUUCGACCGCGCGUGCGUGGGCCGCGCCUGCGUCGACCCCUGCCCCGGCGCCUGCGGCCUGCGCGCCGUCUGCCAGGUCGUCCGCCACCAGCCCAUCUGCAGCUGCCCGCCGCCGCUGCGCGGGAACCCCUUCGAGUACUGCGUACAGCCUGUUGCUGGAGACAAGACGGACACGUGUGCGACGGUGCGCUGCGGCGCUAACGCCGUGUGCCGCGAACGCGGAGGCGUCGUGGCCUGCGAGUGCGUGGCCGGCUUCGCGGGCGACCCGUACCUGGCGUGCCGCCCCGAGUGCGUCAUCAACUCCGACUGCCCGCGCGACAAGGCGUGCGUCAACAGCAAGUGCGUUGACCCCUGUGUCGGCGCCUGCGGCCUCAACGCCCAGUGCCAGUGCAUCAAUCACGUCGCUGUCUGCUACUGCCCACCGUCAACAUCCGGAGACCCGUUCGUCAACUGCUUCCCGUUCAAGCCUGAGCCGACGCUGCCGCGUCCGACGAACCCGUGCGACCCGUCGCCGUGCGGGCCCAACAGCCGCUGCCUGCCGUCCUCACAGGGCUACGCGGCGUGCUCGUGCCUGCCCGGCUACGUAGGCGCGCCGCCCGUUUGCAAGCCCGAGUGCGUCGUCAGCUCGGACUGCCCGCAGUGGCAGGCGUGCCUCAGCCAGCGCUGCGCCGACCCCUGCCCUGGCACUUGCGGGCUCAACGCGCUCUGCCAAGUCGUCAACCACAACCCCAUCUGCUCCUGCCCGCCCAACUACCAGGGAGACCCCUUCACCAGCUGCCACCCUCCUCUUGUGGAAGGCGAACCGAAGCAGCCGAGCGGCGACCCGUGCAAGCCGACGCCGUGCGGGCCGUACUCUGAGUGCGCCGUGAAGCAGGGCCGGCCCGUGUGCUCGUGCCAGGCCAGCUACCUGGGCAGCCCGCCCUUCUGCCGGCCCGAGUGCGUGCUCAGCCAGGAGUGCCCGCCCUCCAAGGCGUGCAUCAGUGAACGCUGCCGCGACCCCUGCCAGCAGGUGUGCGGCUCCAACGCCAAGUGCGACGUCGUCAACCACACGCCCUUCUGCUCCUGCCUGCCCGGCUUCGAGGGCGACGCUUUCGUCGGAUGUACGCCUGUGCGAGAGCCUGUGGACAUCCCGAUGGACCCGUGCAUGCCGAACCCGUGCGGCGUAAACGCUCAGUGCUCGUCGCAGAACGGCGCUGCGCGCUGCACGUGUAUCCCGCCCAACAUCGGCGACGCUUACGGCACGGGCUGUCGGCCCGAGUGCGUCAUCAACUCGGACUGCGCGGCGCACCUCGCUUGCGUCAACAAGCACUGCCGCGACCCCUGCCAGGGGCUGUGCGGCGCCGGCGCGCGCUGCGACGUCGUCAACCACGUCGCCGUCUGCAGCUGCCCGCCAGGGCUCAAGGGCGACCCCUUCAGCGCCUGCAGGGUCGAGAUCACCACUCCGGUGAUUGUGACCGAUCCGUGCCAACCGUCGCCUUGUGGACCAAACAGCGUGUGCCGCACUGUGUCUGGACACGCGGUGUGCUCCUGCCAGCAGGGCUUCCUGGGAUCACCGCCUUCCUGUAGACCCGAAUGCGUCGUCAGCUCUGAGUGCGCCCAAAACAAAGCGUGUAUCAAUCGCAAGUGCGUCGAUCCGUGCCCAGGGACCUGCGGCCUUAACGCACGAUGCCAGGUCAUCAACCACAAUCCCAUAUGCUCCUGUGCGCCUGAGUACACUGGAGAUCCGUUCACCAUCUGCAACGUGGCUAAAGGGCCGGAGAUGGUAUCGCAGAACCCGUGUGUGCCGUCACCGUGCGGUCCGAACGCUGAGUGCCGAGUGUCUGGAGAGCGCGCCGUGUGCAGCUGCUCGCCCGGUAUGCUGGGCACACCGCCCUCUUGCCGGCCGGAGUGCGUCAUCCACGAAGACUGCCCCGCCACGCUGGCGUGCGUGCGCGCGCGCUGCCGUGACCCCUGCGCCGGCUCCUGCGGCUUCAACGCGCGCUGCGAGGUGCGCGCGCACCAGCCCGUCUGCUCCUGUCUGCCCGGCUUCGAGGGCGACCCCUUCUCCGGCUGCAACCCCGUACAAGUGGUGGCAGUGGAAGCGCCGCGCCGGCCGUGCCAGCCGUCGCCGUGCGGGCCGAACGCCGAGUGCCGCGAGCGGCGCGGCGCGGGCGCGUGCUCGUGCCGACCCGGCUACCACGGCGACCCUUAUGCGGGCUGCCGGCCCGAGUGCGUGCUGUCGUCAGACUGCCCGCGGCACCUCGCCUGCACCGCCAACCGCUGCCGGGACCCGUGUCCCGGCACGUGCGGCGUGCGCGCCCUCUGCCUCGUCGCCAACCACGUGCCCACCUGUGGCUGCCCCGCCGGCUUCACUGGAGACGCUACCCGAUCAUGUUUCCCGAUACCUGCCAUACAAUAUUCGCCGCCGGCUCCCCGCGACCCGUGCGCGGCCGGGACUUGUGGUCCGCACAGCAAGUGCCGCGUCGUGGACGGGCACGCCGUUUGCAGCUGCAGGCCGGGCUGCGUUAACACGCCGCCCAACUGCCGGCCCGAGUGCGUCGUCAGCGCCGAGUGCGCGCUCAACAGGGCGUGCGUCGCGCAGCGCUGCGUUGAUCCCUGCCCCGGCACCUGCGGCCGCAAUGCGCGUUGCCUUGUCGUCAACCACAGCCCCGUCUGCAGCUGUGCUCCGGGCUACACAGGAGACCCUUUCGUUCGCUGCGUCAGACCUCAAACCCCUGCCGUGGUGGCGCCUGCGAGCAGUGACCCGUGCGUGCCCUCACCGUGCGGCCCCAGCUCGCAGUGUCGAUCUGUGGGCGGCAGGCCGGCUUGCACGUGCCUGCCCAACUACGUGGGCCGCGCGCCCAACUGCCGCCCCGAGUGCACCAUCGACGGUCAGUGCGCCGCCCACCUGGCUUGCCAGGGCAUGCGCUGCCGGGACCCGUGCCCCGGCUCCUGUGGGCCCUUCGCCGUCUGCAGGGUAGUCAAUCACGGGCCUGUCUGCACGUGCUUACCCGGAUAUAUUGGUGAUCCUUUCUCAGGAUGCACUCUUACAGCUGUCCAUCAAGAGCCAGUGACUCCCUGCAAUCCAUCGCCCUGCGGGGCAAAUGCCGUGUGCAAAGACCGCCACGGCGCAGGCUCUUGCACGUGCCUGCCCGGUUACUUCGGAGACCCUUACACGGGCUGCAGGCCCGAGUGCGUACUCAACACAGACUGCGACCGUAGCAAGGCGUGCGUCAAUAACAAGUGCAGGGACCCGUGUCCCGGCACCUGCGGGCUCAAUGCCGAAUGCCGCGUCGUCAACCACGCGCCUUCUUGCAGCUGUCUUCCUGGCUUUAUAGGCAACCCUCUCAAAAGUUGCCAAGCUAUUUCUGUGACUCAGCCGCCCGCACCGCAAGACCCGUGCCUGCCCUCGCCGUGCGGCGAGUUCGGCGUGUGCCGUGUGUCCGCCGGGCACGCCGUCUGCUCGUGUCAACAAGGCUACAUCGGCGCGCCGCCCACCUGCCGCCCCGAAUGUAUUGUGAGCGCAGACUGUCCUCAGGAUAAGGCCUGUACAAGGCAGAGAUGUGUAGACCCUUGCCCCGGCACAUGCGGGCUCAACGCGCGUUGCCAGGUGGUCAACCACAAUCCCAUCUGCUCCUGUGCUGCAGGACUCACGGGCGACCCGUUUGUGCGCUGCCACAAGGAAGACAAACCUAUAGUUCGUCCGCCGAGCGGCAAUCCAUGUGUUCCAUCUCCUUGUGGUCCAAACUCACAGUGUCGUGUGGUGGGCACACAGCCUGCGUGCUCAUGCUUGGCCAAUUACAUUGGCCGUCCGCCGAACUGCCGGCCAGAGUGCACGCUGAACGCUGAGUGUCCUAGCAACUUGGCUUGUCAAUCUGAACGCUGCAGGGAUCCUUGCCUAGGUUCUUGUGGACCACACACCACAUGUGUCGUCGUUAAACAUGCGCCAAUAUGCAAAUGCUUGCCAGGCUUUACGGGAGACCCGUUCGCCGGAUGCGUACCAGCACCAACUCAAUCGCCCGUCGAAGCACCACGAAACCCUUGCAACCCGUCGCCUUGUGGUGCCAACGCAGUGUGCAAGGAAAGGCAGGGAGCUGGAUCUUGUGUGUGUCUUCCUGAGUAUUUCGGAGACCCGUACUCAGGAUGCAGGCCAGAGUGUGUGCUUAACACCGACUGUGACCGAAGCAAGGCGUGCGUCAACAACAAGUGCAGGGAUCCGUGUCCCGGAACCUGCGGCAUCAAUGCGGAAUGUCGCGUCAUCAACCAUGCGCCUUCUUGCAGCUGUCUUCCAGGCUAUAUUGGAAACCCUCUUAACUCUUGCCAUCUGCCUCCUACUCCAACCGCAGAGCCGCCCCGGGACCCGUGCAAGCCGUCGCCCUGCGGCCCGUUCAGCGUGUGUCGCGUGACGAACGGACAUGCCGUCUGCUCGUGCCAGAGCGGCUACGUAGGGGCGCCGCCCACGUGCCGGCCAGAGUGCGUCGUCAGCACAGAGUGCCCGCAGGACAAGGCGUGCGUCAACCAGAAGUGCGUCGACCCCUGCCCCGGCACCUGCGGCCUCAAUGCCCGCUGCCAAGCCGUCAAUCAUAACCCCAUUUGCUCUUGCGCUCCCGGCUACACAGGAGACCCCUUCUCUAGAUGUAUCAAGGAGCAGAAGCCUAUAGCACAGCCGCCUAGUGGCAACCCGUGUGUGCCAUCACCGUGUGGGCCCAAUUCGCAGUGCCGUGUUGUCGGGACGUCCCCUGCAUGUUCUUGCCUGCCAAACUACGUGGGACGGCCACCCAACUGCCGGCCAGAGUGCACACUGAACGAGGAGUGCCCGAGUGCGCUGGCUUGUCAGUCUGAGCGCUGCAGAGACCCUUGUCCAGGCUCGUGCGGAGCGCACACUACUUGUACCGUAGUCAAGCACGCACCUAUAUGCACAUGUCUGCCAGGUUUCACAGGAGACCCAUUUGCCGGCUGCGCAGCUGUACCAUCUCAAGCGCCCGUCGAGACGCCACGAGACCCGUGUAAUCCAUCGCCUUGCGGUGCGAACGCGCUGUGUAAAGAAAGACAAGGCGCUGGCUCGUGUGUCUGCCUUCCUGAGUACUUCGGAGAUCCGUACACGGGAUGCAGGCCCGAGUGCGUGCUCAACACGGAUUGCGAUCGUAGCAAGGCUUGCGUUAACAACAAGUGCAGAGACCCGUGUCCCGGCACUUGCGGACUCAAUGCUGAAUGCCGCGUCGUCAACCACGCACCUUCUUGCAGCUGUUUACCAGGAUACAUUGGAAACCCUCUAAGUUCUUGCCAUCUCCCUCCGUCUAUACCAAAAGAAGAACCGACGAAGGACCCAUGCAAGCCGUCUCCCUGUGGGCCGUUCAGCGUGUGUCGUGUGACAAAUGGACACGCCGUCUGCUCGUGCCAGAAGGGCUAUAUAGGGGCUCCGCCCGCCUGCAAACCGGAGUGCGUCGUAAGCACAGAAUGUCCGCAGAACAGGGCGUGCGUCAAGCAGAAGUGCACAGACCCCUGCCCUGGUACAUGUGGCAUAAACGCUCGCUGCCAAGUCGUCAACCACAAUCCUCUGUGCUCUUGUGCCCCUGGUUUCACUGGAGAUCCAUUCACUAGGUGUAUUAAGGAAGAAAAACCAGUCGCACAACCGCCGAGCGGGAACCCGUGCGUGCCGUCGCCGUGCGGGCCCAACUCGCAGUGCCGCACCGUGGGCACUCAGCCCGCGUGCUCCUGUCUGCCUAACUACGUGGGGCGUCCGCCCAACUGCCGGCCCGAGUGCACGCGUAACGAGGAAUGCCCCAGCGCCCUCGCUUGCCAGUCGGAGCGCUGCAGGGACCCCUGCCCCGGCUCCUGCGGCGCACAGACCACGUGCACAGUCGUCAAGCAUGCGCCCAUGUGCCUCUGCAGGCCUGGUUUCACCGGCAACCCGUUCAGCGGGUGCUCCCAGAUUAUACAACUACCAACUUCAACGGAAGGCCCACGAGACCCAUGUAAUCCUUCGCCUUGUGGUGCGAACGCCGUAUGCAAAGAGCGCCAGGGCGCGGGCUCUUGUACGUGCUUACCCGAGUACUUUGGAGACCCUUACACGGGCUGCAGGCCCGAGUGCGUGCUCAACACAGACUGCGACCGUAGCAAGGCGUGCGUCAACAACAAGUGCAGGGACCCGUGUCCCGGCACCUGCGGAACCAACGCCGAGUGCCGUGUUGUCAACCACGCGCCUUCCUGUACCUGCCUGCCGGGAUACUCUGGAAAUCCCCUCACUGCAUGCGUACUCAGGGAGCCCACCGUGCAGGAGAAGCCGCGCAACCCGUGCGAGCCGUCGCCGUGCGGGCCCAACAGCGUGUGCCGCGUCACGGACGGACACGCCGUCUGCUCGUGCAGCACCGGCUUCGUGGGCGCGCCGCCCAACUGUCGGCCCGAGUGCCUCGUGAGCUCCGAGUGCCCGCAGAACAGAGCGUGCUCGCGCCAGAAGUGCGUAGACCCGUGCCCCGGCACCUGCGGCAGGGCCGCGCGCUGCCAGGUAGUCAACCACAACCCCAUCUGCUCGUGCCCGCCGGGAUACACUGGAGACCCCUUCUCCCGCUGCGUCAAAGAGCAGCCCGUGACGCCCCCCGCGCCGCCGAGGGACCCUUGCUCGCCGUCGCCGUGCGGACCCAACUCGCAGUGCCGCGCCGUGGGCUCGCAGCCCGCGUGCUCCUGCCUGCCCAACUACGUGGGGCGAGCCCCCAACUGCCGGCCCGAGUGCUCCUCUGACGGCGACUGCCCCGGCAACAGGGCGUGCCGUGACCUGCGCUGCGUCGACCCGUGCCGAGGCGCGUGCGGCUUCCUCGCCAUGUGCGUGGCAGCCAACCACCGCGCCGUCUGCACCUGCCCGCAGAACUACCGCGGCGACCCCAACACCAACUGCGUGCUCGCCCCGCCAUCGACGGAGCGCACGCCUGCGUCGACGCCGUGCCAGCCGUCGCCCUGCGGGCCGAACGCCGAGUGCCGCGAGCGCGGCGGCGCCGGCGCGUGCUCGUGCCUGCCCGGCUACCAGGGAGACCCGUACGCCAAGGACGGCGCGCGCGGCUGCCGGCGCGAGUGCGAGGCGUCCAGCGACUGCGCGCCGCACCUGGCCUGCGUCGCCUACCGCUGCGCCGACCCCUGCCCCAACACCUGCGGGGUCGGAGCCGUCUGCACCGUCGCUAACCACGUACCCGUCUGCAACUGCCCACCCGACUUCACCGGAGACCCAUUCUUCUCCUGCCGCCGUGUGCAAGUCACCACUCGGCCGACGGUGGUCGACCCGUGCGUGCCCAGCCCGUGCGGGCCGAACGGCGUGUGCCGCGUGGUGAACGAGCAGGCGGUGUGCUCGUGCCUGGCGGGCUACAUCGGUGCCCCGCCCAACUGCCGGCCCGAAUGCGUCGUCAGCUCCGAGUGUCCGGAUGACCGCGCCUGCAUUAACAACAAGUGCGCCGACCCGUGCCCCAACACGUGCGGCGUGGGCGCCCGCUGCAGCGCACGCAACCACAGCCCCAUCUGCGCCUGUCCGCAGGGCACCACCGGGGACCCAUUCUCCAGGUGCACGCGUCUACCGCCAGUGGUGGACGAGCCGGUGACGCCGCGGCCGCCGUCGUGCACGCCAUCGCCGUGCGGGCCGAACGCCCAGUGCCAGAUGGUGGGCGGGGUGCCCGCGUGUUCGUGCCUGCCGGACUACCGCGGCUCGCCGCCCAACUGCCGGCCCGAGUGCGUGCUCAGCUCCGAGUGCCCCAGCCAGCUGGCGUGCGUGCGCCUGCGCUGCCAGGACCCGUGCCCCGGCUCGUGCGGCCACGGCGCCGAGUGCAGGGUCCAGAACCACGUGCCCGUCUGCACUUGCGGGCCGGGACUCACCGGUGACCCCUUCUCGCGGUGCGACCCCAUCCCGGUCACGCCCAGCACCGAGGCCACCGUCACCGACCCGUGCAGUCCGUCGCCUUGCGGUCCUAACGCCAUCUGCAGCGGCCAAGGAGAGUGUACCUGCCUGCCCGACUACCAGGGCAACCCGUACGAGGAGUGCCGGCCGGAGUGCGUGACGAACGGCGAGUGCCCGCGCGACAAGGCGUGCCUGCGCAGCAAGUGCCGCGACCCGUGCGUCGGCACCUGUGGCCAGAACGCGCGCUGUGACGUCGUCAACCACAUCCCCGUCUGCGCCUGCCUCGACGGCUACACCGGCGACCCCUUCACCAACUGCAGAAUCGCCCUCACAGAGAAACCGCCGUCUCCUAUUGACCAGUGCAGGCCGUCGCCUUGCGGGCCCAACAGCCAGUGCCGCGCGUCGGACGGUCACGCCGUGUGCUCCUGCCUGUCUGGCUACGUGGGCGCGCCGCCUUCCUGCAGGCCCGAAUGCGUCGUCAGCGCCGAGUGUCCGCAGACGCGCGCCUGCGUCAACAAGAAGUGCACCGACCCCUGCCUAGGUUCCUGCGGCCUGGGAGCGCGCUGCGAGGUCAUCAACCACAGCCCCAUCUGCUCCUGCCGACCUGGCCAGACUGGCGAUCCGUUCCGAAGCUGCCAGGACCUACCACCGCCGACGAAGGAUGAGCCGGUGAGCCCUUGCGAGCCGUCGCCGUGCGGUCCGAACGCGCAGUGCCAGCCGGCGGGAGGCGUGCCGUCGUGCUCGUGCCUGGAAGGCUACGUCGGCUCUCCGCCCAACUGCCGGCCCGAGUGCGUCAUCAGCCCCGACUGCCCGUCAAACCUGGCGUGCGUCAACGGCAAGUGCCGCGACCCUUGCCCCGGCUCCUGCGGCGUCAACGCGCAGUGCCAGAUCAUCAGCCACGCUGUCACCUGCAUAUGCGCCCCUGGCUACACCGGCGAUCCCUUCGUGCAGUGCACGCCACACAUACCCGCCGAGGAGUCGCGCAACCCGUGCGAGCCGUCGCCGUGCGGCACGAACGCGGUGUGCAGCCAGCGCAACGGCGCGGGCUCGUGCGCCUGCCUGCCCGACUACCAGGGCAACCCGUACGAGGCGUGCCGGCCCGAGUGCGUGCUCAGCUCCGACUGCCCCACGGACCGCGCCUGCCAGAGGAACCGCUGCGAGGACCCCUGCCCGGGCGUGUGCGGCCUCAACGCGCAGUGCUCCGUCAUCAACCACAUCCCCACCUGCACCUGCCUGCCCGGCUACGAGGGCGACCCCUUCGCCACCUGCACACGGACGCCGCCGGCAGUGACGACGCCGCAGACAGUUCGAGAACCUUGUCAGCCGUCGCCGUGCGGUCCCAACAGCCAGUGCCGCGCGGUCGGCGGCCAGGCGGUGUGCUCGUGCCAGCAGGGCUACAGCGGCGCGCCGCCCAACUGCCGGCCCGAGUGCGUCGUCAACGCCGAGUGCCAGCAGACGCGCGCCUGCCACCGCUUCAAGUGCGCGGACCCCUGCCCGGGCACGUGCGGCCUCGAGGCGCGCUGCCAAGUCAUCAACCACAACCCCAUCUGCUCCUGCCCGCCCGGCUACACAGGCGACCCGUUCGCGCGCUGCUACCGCCAGCCGGCCGAGCCGGUGCAGCCGGCCACUCCCGUCGACCCCUGCAGGCCUUCACCGUGCGGGCCCAACGCAGACUGCCAGCCACAGGGAGACCGUCCUUCGUGUUCCUGCCGACCUGGCUACAUCGGAGUGCCGCCCUCGUGCCGACCGGAGUGUGUAGUCAACACAGACUGUGCACCAACGAAGGCCUGUGUGGCUGAGAAGUGUCGCGAUCCUUGCGCCGGCUCGUGCGGCUUCGGCGCCGAGUGUCGCGUGCAGAACCACAUCCCUACCUGCACCUGCCCUGCCGGUAUGACUGGUGACCCGUUCGUCACGUGCACGCAGCUCGUGGUGGAGAAGCCGCCGCCAGAAGACCCGUGCAACCCGUCGCCCUGCGGCCCCGGCGCGCGAUGCGACGACGGCAGCUGCAGCUGCCCGCCCGAGUACCAGGGCGACCCCUACUCGGCCGCCGGCUGCCGGCCCGAGUGCACCACCAACAACGACUGCCCGCGCAACCGCGCCUGCACCAACUUCCGCUGCGUCGACCCGUGCGCCGGCACCUGCGGCCAGGGCGCGCGCUGCGACGUCGUCAACCACAUCCCUACCUGCUCCUGCCCGGAGGGAACGUCUGGCGACCCCUUCACUCUCUGCAGAACUGUACAAGCUGUCGAAGCUACGCGAGAUCCGUGCCAGCCGUCGCCCUGCGGCUCCGGCGGGCUGUGCCGGGUGGUGGACGGCCACGCGGUGUGCUCGUGCCAGCCGGGCCUGGUGGGCGCGCCGCCCUCUUGCCGGCCCGAGUGCGUCGUCAGCGCCGAGUGCCCGCUCACGCAUGCCUGCCUCGCCACCAAGUGCGUCGACCCGUGCCCGGGCACCUGCGGCGUCAACGCGCGCUGCCACGUCGUCAACCACAACCCCAUCUGCUCCUGUGCACCGGGCUUCACCGGUGAUCCCUUCUCCAGAUGCUUCCAGCAGCGAGUUCCAGAGGACAAGCCGACAGUGCCGGAGAACCCCUGCUUGCCUUCGCCGUGCGGUCCGAACGCGCAAUGCCAAGUCCGAGGGGCCGGCCCCGCUUGCACGUGUCUCGACGGUUACGUGGGCGCACCGCCCUCUUGUAGGCCCGAGUGUACCAUCAAUCCCGAGUGCCAAAGUAGGUUCGCGUGUAUCAAUCAGCGUUGCGCUGACCCGUGUCCGGGAUCGUGCGGUUCGAAUGCCGAGUGCCGCGUCGUGAAUCACACGCCCGUCUGCAGCUGCGUCCCUGGAUUCACCGGAGACCCCUUCACCGGAUGCAGUCCUGCUCCACAAGCUGUAGCCGUGCCCCAGGAGAGGCCAACGCCCUGCUCUCCGUCGCCAUGUGGUUCGAAUGCAGUGUGUAGGGAACAGAAUGGCGCUGGAUCUUGCACUUGUCUACCAGAGUAUGUGGGCAAUCCGUACGAAGGCUGUCGGCCAGAGUGCGUGGUGAACACUGACUGUGCUCCCAACAGGGCAUGUAUUCGUAACAAGUGCCAAGACUCAUGCCCCGGCACGUGUGGCCCGAAUGCAGACUGCCAGGUGGUCAAUCACCUGCCAUCGUGCACAUGCCGGCCGGGAUACACUGGAGACCCGUUCCGAUACUGCACAGUGCAGGCUAGCGAACCUGUGGUAGCUGAACCAGGAGAUCCGUGCAGCCCAUCGCCAUGUGGUCCUAACAGCCAAUGUCGCCAAGUGAAUGGGCAGGCUGUGUGCUCAUGCCUACCGUCGUACAUUGGCAGUCCACCAGGCUGUAGACCAGAGUGUGUGGUGAGCUCCGAAUGCCCGCAGAACCGAGCCUGUGUGAACCAGAAGUGUGUGGACCCUUGCCCUGGGCCGUGUGGCCUCAAUACUCGCUGCCAGGUGAUCAACCACAGCCCAAUAUGCAGUUGCAAACAAGGAUAUACCGGAGACCCCUUCGCCAGAUGCCAUCCAAUUCCACCUCCACCUCAGAGGCCGAGUGCCCCAGUAGUUGUGAAUCCUUGCAUCCCAUCACCAUGUGGGCCGUAUUCUGAAUGUCGUGAUACAGGUGGCAAUCCUUCAUGCUCAUGCCUGGCAAAUUACAUUGGCGCUCCACCAAACUGCCGUCCCGAGUGCUCCAUCAACUCGGAGUGCCCCAGCAACAGGGCUUGUAUCCGGGAGAAGUGUCGUGACCCAUGUCCUGGGUCGUGUGGCAUUGGCGCACAGUGCAGUGUGAUCAACCACACCCCGGUGUGCACAUGCCCUGAGGGGUACACAGGAGAUCCAUUCACCAACUGCUUCCCAAAACCGACAAUUGCAGAACCUGUGGAAUCGGACCCGUGCAAUCCUUCGCCUUGCGGGCCUAACGCCGAAUGCCGAGAUGGCAGUUGUACUUGUCUUCCAGAAUACCAAGGAGACCCAUACACUGGUUGCCGGCCAGAGUGCGUGUUGAGUACUGAUUGUGACAGGACGAAAGCUUGCAUCAGGAACAAGUGUGCUGACCCCUGCCCAGGAACUUGCGGACAGGGUGCUCGAUGCGACGUAGUCAACCACAUCCCCAUCUGUACCUGUCCAGAAGGCACCUCUGGAAAUGCCUUCAUUCAGUGCCGGCCUAUUCCACCUCCCGUGGCAACACAGCCAUGCAACCCGUCUCCAUGCGGUCCCAACAGCCAAUGUCGGGAGAUUAACGGCCAGGCUGUAUGUUCAUGUGUGCCGGGCUACCUUGGAAGCCCACCGGCGUGCAGGCCAGAGUGCGUUGUGAGUUCAGAUUGCAGCCAGAAUGAAGCCUGCAGCAACCAGAAAUGUAGAAAUCCUUGCCCAGGAACGUGUGGAAUUGGGGCUAAGUGUCAGGUGGUGAAUCACAACCCUAUCUGUAGCUGUCCACCGCGCCACACUGGAGACCCGUUCACCAGAUGCCUGCCCAUACCUGAUUCGCCGGUGAGCAAGCCAGUGAACCCUUGCCAGCCGUCACCUUGUGGUCCAAAUGCUCAGUGCAAGGUAGCUGGAGACAGCCCCUCUUGCUCGUGCCUGCCAGAAUUCAAAGGCUCGCCACCAAACUGUCGGCCUGAGUGCGUCAGCAACAGCGAGUGUGCCAGCCAUCUGGCCUGUAUGGGGCAGAAGUGCAAAGACCCCUGUCCCGGAGCUUGUGGAUCAAAUGCUGAGUGCCGAGUGGUCAGCCACACGCCUACGUGUGUGUGUGCGGUUGGAUACACUGGAGACCCGUUCUCUCAGUGCUUUGUACAACUUCGUGCAGAGGAUAAUUGUGACUUGUGGCUUUCAGCUGUAGCCGUGCCCCAGGAGAGGCCAACGCCCUGCUCUCCGUCGCCAUGUGGUUCGAAUGCAGUGUGUAGGGAACAGAAUGGCGCUGGAUCUUGCACUUGUCUACCAGAGUAUGUGGGCAAUCCGUACGAAGGCUGUCGGCCAGAGUGCGUGGUGAACACUGACUGUGCUCCCAACAGGGCAUGUAUUCGUAACAAGUGCCAAGACUCAUGCCCCGGCACGUGUGGCCCGAAUGCAGACUGCCAGGUGGUCAAUCACCUGCCAUCGUGCACAUGCCGGCCGGGAUACACUGGAGACCCGUUCCGAUACUGCACAGUGCAGGCUAGCGAACCUGUGGUAGCUGAACCAGGAGAUCCGUGCAGCCCAUCGCCAUGUGGUCCUAACAGCCAAUGUCGCCAAGUGAAUGGGCAGGCUGUGUGCUCAUGCCUACCGUCGUACAUUGGCAGUCCACCAGGCUGUAGACCAGAGUGUGUGGUGAGCUCCGAAUGCCCGCAGAACCGAGCCUGUGUGAACCAGAAGUGUGUGGACCCUUGCCCUGGGCCGUGUGGCCUCAAUACUCGCUGCCAGGUGAUCAACCACAGCCCAAUAUGCAGUUGCAAACAAGGAUAUACCGGAGACCCCUUCGCCAGAUGCCAUCCAAUUCCACCCGUGCCCCAGGAGAGGCCAACGCCCUGCUCUCCGUCGCCAUGUGGUUCGAAUGCAGUGUGUAGGGAACAGAAUGGCGCUGGAUCUUGCACUUGUCUACCAGAGUAUGUGGGCAAUCCGUACGAAGGCUGUCGGCCAGAGUGCGUGGUGAACACUGACUGUGCUCCCAACAGGGCAUGUAUUCGUAACAAGUGCCAAGACCCAUGCCCCGGCACGUGUGGCCCGAAUGCAGACUGCCAGGUGGUCAAUCACCUGCCAUCGUGCACAUGCCGGCCGGGAUACACUGGAGACCCGUUCCGAUACUGCACAGUGCAGGCUAGCGAACCUGUGGUAGCUGAACCAGGAGAUCCGUGCAGCCCAUCGCCAUGUGGUCCUAACAGCCAAUGUCGCCAAGUGAAUGGGCAGGCUGUGUGCUCAUGCCUACCGUCGUACAUUGGCAGUCCACCAGGCUGUAGACCAGAGUGUGUGGUGAGCUCCGAAUGCCCGCAGAACCGAGCCUGUGUGAACCAGAAGUGUGUGGACCCUUGCCCUGGGCCGUGUGGCCUCAAUACUCGCUGCCAGGUGAUCAACCACAGCCCAAUAUGCAGUUGCAAACAAGGAUAUACCGGAGACCCCUUCGCCAGAUGCCAUCCAAUUCCACGUAAGCUUCUGGAGCCUUGGGUUUUUCUAGUGUGUGUGAUGCAAUAUGGCCUUGGUGACAGCGCAGGACUGACCUAGAACGUUGUUUCUUUUCUCUUUUUAGCUCCACCUCAGAGGCCGAGUGCCCCAGUAGUUGUGAAUCCUUGCAUCCCAUCACCAUGUGGGCCGUAUUCUGAAUGUCGUGAUACAGGUGGCAAUCCUUCAUGCUCAUGCCUGGCAAAUUACAUUGGCGCUCCACCAAACUGCCGUCCCGAGUGCUCCAUCAACUCGGAGUGCCCCAGCAACAGGGCUUGUAUCCGGGAGAAGUGUCGUGACCCAUGUCCUGGGUCGUGUGGCAUUGGCGCACAGUGCAGUGUGAUCAACCACACCCCGGUGUGCACAUGCCCUGAGGGGUACACAGGAGAUCCAUUCACCAACUGCUUCCCAAAACCGACAAUUGCAGAACCUGUGGAAUCGGACCCGUGCAAUCCUUCGCCUUGCGGGCCUAACGCCGAAUGCCGAGAUGGCAGUUGUACUUGUCUUCCAGAAUACCAAGGAGACCCAUACACUGGUUGCCGGCCAGAGUGCGUGUUGAGUACUGAUUGUGACAGGACGAAAGCUUGCAUCAGGAACAAGUGUGCUGACCCCUGCCCAGGAACUUGCGGACAGGGUGCUCGAUGCGACGUAGUCAACCACAUCCCCAUUUGUACCUGUCCAGAAGGCACCUCUGGAAACGCCUUCAUUCAGUGCCGGCCUAUUCCACCUCCCGUGGCAACACAGCCAUGCAACCCGUCUCCAUGCGGUCCCAACAGCCAAUGUCGGGAGAUUAACGGUCAGGCUGUAUGUUCAUGUGUGCCGGGCUACCUUGGAAGCCCACCGGCGUGCAGGCCAGAGUGCGUUGUGAGUUCCGAUUGCAGCCAGAAUGAAGCCUGCAGCAACCAGAAAUGUAGAAAUCCUUGCCCAGGAACGUGUGGAAUUGGGGCUAAGUGUCAGGUGGUGAAUCACAACCCUAUCUGUAGCUGUCCACCGCGCCACACGGGAGACCCGUUCACCAGAUGCCUGCCCAUACCUGAUUCGCCGGUGAGCAAGCCAGUGAACCCUUGCCAGCCGUCACCUUGUGGUCCAAAUGCUCAGUGCAAGGUAGCUGGAGACAGCCCCUCUUGCUCGUGCCUGCCAGAAUUCAAAGGCUCGCCACCAAACUGUCGGCCUGAGUGCGUCAGCAACAGCGAGUGUGCCAGCCAUCUGGCCUGUAUGGGGCAGAAGUGCAAAGACCCCUGUCCCGGAGCUUGUGGAUCAAAUGCUGAGUGCCGAGUGGUCAGCCACACGCCUACGUGUGUGUGUGCGGUUGGAUACACUGGAGACCCGUUCUCUCAGUGCUUUGUACAACCCGUGCCCCAGGAGAGGCCAACGCCAUGCUCUCCGUCGCCAUGUGGUUCGAAUGCAGUGUGUAGGGAACAGAAUGGCGCUGGAUCUUGCACUUGUCUACCAGAGUAUGUGGGCAAUCCGUACGAAGGGUGUCGGCCAGAGUGCGUGGUGAACACUGACUGUGCUCCCAACAGGGCAUGUAUUCGUAACAAGUGCCAAGACCCAUGCCCCGGCACGUGUGGCCCGAAUGCAGACUGCCAGGUGGUCAAUCACCUGCCAUCGUGCACAUGCCGGCCGGGAUACACUGGAGACCCGUUCCGAUACUGCACAGUGCAGGCUAGCGAACCUGUGGUAGCUGAACCAGGAGAUCCGUGCAGCCCAUCGCCAUGUGGUCCUAACAGCCAAUGUCGCCAAGUGAAUGGGCAGGCUGUGUGCUCAUGCCUACCGUCGUACAUUGGCAGUCCACCAGGCUGUAGACCAGAGUGUGUGGUGAGCUCCGAAUGCCCGCAGAACCGAGCCUGUGUGAACCAGAAGUGUGUGGACCCUUGCCCUGGGCCGUGUGGCCUCAAUACUCGCUGCCAGGUGAUCAACCACAGCCCAAUAUGCAGUUGCAAACAAGGAUAUACCGGAGACCCCUUCGCCAGAUGCCAUCCAAUUCCACCUCCACCUCAGAGGCCGAGUGCCCCAGUAGUUGUGAAUCCUUGCAUCCCAUCACCAUGUGGGCCGUAUUCUGAAUGUCGUGAUACAGGUGGCAAUCCUUCAUGCUCAUGCCUGGCAAAUUACAUUGGCGCUCCACCAAACUGCCGUCCCGAGUGCUCCAUCAACUCGGAGUGCCCCAGCAACAGGGCUUGUAUCCGGGAGAAGUGUCGUGACCCAUGUCCUGGGUCGUGUGGCAUUGGCGCACAGUGCAGUGUGAUCAACCACACCCCGGUGUGCACAUGCCCUGAGGGGUACACAGGAGAUCCAUUCACCAACUGCUUCCCAAAACCGACAAUUGCAGAACCUGUGGAAUCGGACCCGUGCAAUCCUUCGCCUUGCGGGCCUAACGCCGAAUGCCGAGAUGGCAGUUGUACUUGUCUUCCAGAAUACCAAGGAGACCCAUACACUGGUUGCCGGCCAGAGUGCGUGUUGAGUACUGAUUGUGACAGGACGAAAGCUUGCAUCAGGAACAAGUGUGCUGACCCCUGCCCAGGAACUUGCGGACAGGGUGCUCGAUGCGACGUAGUCAACCACAUCCCCAUCUGUACCUGUCCAGAAGGCACCUCUGGAAAUGCCUUCAUUCAGUGCCGGCCUAUUCCACCUCCCGUGGCAACACAGCCAUGCAACCCGUCUCCAUGCGGUCCCAACAGCCAAUGUCGGGAGAUUAACGGCCAGGCUGUAUGUUCAUGUGUGCCGGGCUACCUUGGAAGCCCACCGGCGUGCAGGCCAGAGUGCGUUGUGAGUUCAGAUUGCAGCCAGAAUGAAGCCUGCAGCAACCAGAAAUGUAGAAAUCCUUGCCCAGGAACGUGUGGAAUUGGGGCUAAGUGUCAGGUGGUGAAUCACAACCCUAUCUGUAGCUGUCCACCGCGCCACACGGGAGACCCGUUCACCAGAUGCCUGCCCAUACCUGAUUCGCCGGUGAGCAAGCCAGUGAACCCUUGCCAGCCGUCACCUUGUGGUCCAAAUGCUCAGUGCAAGGUAGCUGGAGACAGUCCCUCUUGCUCGUGCCUGCCAGAAUUCAAAGGCUCGCCACCAAACUGUCGGCCUGAGUGCGUCAGCAACAGCGAGUGUGCCAGCCAUCUGGCCUGUAUGGGGCAGAAGUGCAAAGACCCCUGUCCCGGAGCUUGUGGAUCAAAUGCUGAGUGCCGAGUGGUCAGCCACACGCCUACGUGUGUGUGUGCGGUUGGAUACACUGGAGACCCGUUCUCUCAGUGCUUUGUACAACCUGUAGCCGUGCCCCAGGAGAGGCCAACGCCCUGCUCUCCGUCGCCAUGUGGUUCGAAUGCAGUGUGUAGGGAACAGAAUGGCGCUGGAUCUUGCACUUGUCUACCAGAGUAUGUGGGCAAUCCGUACGAAGGCUGUCGGCCAGAGUGCGUGGUGAACACUGACUGUGCUCCCAACAGGGCAUGUAUUCGUAACAAGUGCCAAGACCCAUGCCCCGGCACGUGUGGCCCGAAUGCAGACUGCCAGGUGGUCAAUCACCUGCCAUCGUGCACAUGCCGGCCGGGAUACACUGGAGACCCGUUCCGAUACUGCACAGUGCAGGCUAGCGAACCUGUGGUAGCUGAACCAGGAGAUCCGUGCAGCCCAUCGCCAUGUGGUCCUAACAGCCAAUGUCGCCAAGUGAAUGGGCAGGCUGUGUGCUCAUGCCUACCGUCGUACAUUGGCAGUCCACCAGGCUGUAGACCAGAGUGUGUGGUGAGCUCCGAAUGCCCGCAGAACCGAGCCUGUGUGAACCAGAAGUGUGUGGACCCUUGCCCUGGGCCGUGUGGCCUCAAUACUCGCUGCCAGGUGAUCAACCACAGCCCAAUAUGCAGUUGCAAACAAGGAUAUACCGGAGACCCCUUCGCCAGAUGCCAUCCAAUUCCACCUCCACCUCAGAGGCCGAGUGCCCCAGUAGUUGUGAAUCCUUGCAUCCCAUCACCAUGUGGGCCGUAUUCUGAAUGUCGUGAUACAGGUGGCAAUCCUUCAUGCUCAUGCCUGGCAAAUUACAUUGGCGCUCCACCAAACUGCCGUCCCGAGUGCUCCAUCAACUCGGAGUGCCCCAGCAACAGGGCUUGUAUCCGGGAGAAGUGUCGUGACCCAUGUCCUGGGUCGUGUGGCAUUGGCGCACAGUGCAGUGUGAUCAACCACACCCCGGUGUGCACAUGCCCUGAGGGGUACACAGGAGAUCCAUUCACCAACUGCUUCCCAAAACCGACAACUCCACCUCAGAGGCCGAAACCUGUGGAAUCGGACCCGUGCAAUCCUUCGCCUUGCGGGCCUAACGCCGAAUGCCGAGAUGGCAGUUGUACUUGUCUUCCAGAAUACCAAGGAGACCCAUACACUGGUUGCCGGCCAGAGUGCGUGUUGAGUACUGAUUGUGACAGGACGAAAGCUUGCAUCAGGAACAAGUGUGCUGACCCCUGCCCAGGAACUUGCGGACAGGGUGCUCGAUGCGACGUAGUCAACCACAUCCCCAUCUGUACCUGUCCAGAAGGCACCUCUGGAAAUGCCUUCAUUCAGUGCCGGCCUAUUCCACCUCCCGUGGCAACACAGCCAUGCAACCCGUCUCCAUGCGGUCCCAACAGCCAAUGUCGGGAGAUUAACGGCCAGGCUGUAUGUUCAUGUGUGCCGGGCUACCUUGGAAGCCCACCGGCGUGCAGGCCAGAGUGCGUUGUGAGUUCCGAUUGCAGCCAGAAUGAAGCCUGCAGCAACCAGAAAUGUAGAAAUCCUUGCCCAGGAACGUGUGGAAUUGGGGCUAAGUGUCAGGUGGUGAAUCACAACCCUAUCUGUAGCUGUCCACCGCGCCACACGGGAGACCCGUUCACCAGAUGCCUGCCCAUACCUGAUUCGCCGGUGAGCAAGCCAGUGAACCCUUGCCAGCCGUCACCUUGUGGUCCAAAUGCUCAGUGCAAGGUAGCUGGAGACAGCCCCUCUUGCUCGUGCCUGCCAGAAUUCAAAGGCUCGCCACCAAACUGUCGGCCUGAGUGCGUCAGCAACAGCGAGUGUGCCAGCCAUCUGGCCUGUAUGGGGCAGAAGUGCAAAGACCCCUGUCCCGGAGCUUGUGGAUCAAAUGCUGAGUGCCGAGUGGUCAGCCACACGCCUACGUGUGUGUGUGCGGUUGGAUACACUGGAGACCCGUUCUCUCAGUGCUUUGUACAACCUGUAGCCGUGCCCCAGGAGAGGCCAACGCCCUGCUCUCCGUCGCCAUGUGGUUCGAAUGCAGUGUGUAGGGAACAGAAUGGCGCUGGAUCUUGCACUUGUCUACCAGAGUAUGUGGGCAAUCCGUACGAAGGCUGUCGGCCAGAGUGCGUGGUGAACACUGACUGUGCUCCCAACAGGGCAUGUAUUCGUAACAAGUGCCAAGACCCAUGCCCCGGCACGUGUGGCCCGAAUGCAGACUGCCAGGUGGUCAAUCACCUGCCAUCGUGCACAUGCCGGCCGGGAUACACUGGAGACCCGUUCCGAUACUGCACAGUGCAGGCUAGCGAACCUGUGGUAGCUGAACCAGGAGAUCCGUGCAGCCCAUCGCCAUGUGGUCCUAACAGCCAAUGUCGCCAAGUGAAUGGGCAGGCUGUGUGCUCAUGCCUACCGUCGUACAUUGGCAGUCCACCAGGCUGUAGACCAGAGUGUGUGGUGAGCUCCGAAUGCCCGCAGAACCGAGCCUGUGUGAACCAGAAGUGUGUGGACCCUUGCCCUGGGCCGUGUGGCCUCAAUACUCGCUGCCAGGUGAUCAACCACAGCCCAAUAUGCAGUUGCAAACAAGGAUAUACCGGAGACCCCUUCGCCAGAUGCCAUCCAAUUCCACCUCCACCUCAGAGGCCGAGUGCCCCAGUAGUUGUGAAUCCUUGCAUCCCAUCACCAUGUGGGCCGUAUUCUGAAUGUCGUGAUACAGGUGGCAAUCCUUCAUGCUCAUGCCUGGCAAAUUACAUUGGCGCUCCACCAAACUGCCGUCCCGAGUGCUCCAUCAACUCGGAGUGCCCCAGCAACAGGGCUUGUAUCCGGGAGAAGUGUCGUGACCCAUGUCCUGGGUCGUGUGGCAUUGGCGCACAGUGCAGUGUGAUCAACCACACCCCGGUGUGCACAUGCCCUGAGGGGUACACAGGAGAUCCAUUCACCAACUGCUUCCCAAAACCGACAAUUGCAGAACCUGUGGAAUCGGACCCGUGCAAUCCUUCGCCUUGCGGGCCUAACGCCGAAUGCCGAGAUGGCAGUUGUACUUGUCUUCCAGAAUACCAAGGAGACCCAUACACUGGUUGCCGGCCAGAGUGCGUGUUGAGUACUGAUUGUGACAGGACGAAAGCUUGCAUCAGGAACAAGUGUGCUGACCCCUGCCCAGGAACUUGCGGACAGGGUGCUCGAUGCGACGUAGUCAACCACAUCCCCAUCUGUACCUGUCCAGAAGGCACCUCUGGAAAUGCCUUCAUUCAGUGCCGGCCUAUUCCACCUCCCGUGGCAACACAGCCAUGCAACCCGUCUCCAUGCGGUCCCAACAGCCAAUGUCGGGAGAUUAACGGCCAGGCUGUAUGUUCAUGUGUGCCGGGCUACCUUGGAAGCCCACCGGCGUGCAGGCCAGAGUGCGUUGUGAGUUCCGAUUGCAGCCAGAAUGAAGCCUGCAGCAACCAGAAAUGUAGAAAUCCUUGCCCAGGAACGUGUGGAAUUGGGGCUAAGUGUCAGGUGGUGAAUCACAACCCUAUCUGUAGCUGUCCACCGCGCCACACGGGAGACCCGUUCACCAGAUGCCUGCCCAUACCUGAUUCGCCGGUGAGCAAGCCAGUGAACCCUUGCCAGCCGUCACCUUGUGGUCCAAAUGCUCAGUGCAAGGUAGCUGGAGACAGCCCCUCUUGCUCGUGCCUGCCAGAAUUCAAAGGCUCGCCACCAAACUGUCGGCCUGAGUGCGUCAGCAACAGCGAGUGUGCCAGCCAUCUGGCCUGUAUGGGGCAGAAGUGCAAAGACCCCUGUCCCGGAGCUUGUGGAUCAAAUGCUGAGUGCCGAGUGGUCAGCCACACGCCUACGUGUGUGUGUGCGGUUGGAUACACUGGAGACCCGUUCUCUCAGUGCUUUGUACAACCCGUGCCCCAGGAGAGGCCAACGCCCUGCUCUCCGUCGCCAUGUGGUUCGAAUGCAGUGUGUAGGGAACAGAAUGGCGCUGGAUCUUGCACUUGUCUACCAGAGUAUGUGGGCAAUCCGUACGAAGGCUGUCGGCCAGAGUGCGUGGUGAACACUGACUGUGCUCCCAACAGGGCAUGUAUUCGUAACAAGUGCCAAGACCCAUGCCCCGGCACGUGUGGCCCGAAUGCAGACUGCCAGGUUGUCAAUCACCUGCCAUCGUGCACAUGCCGGCCGGGAUACACUGGAGACCCGUUCCGAUACUGCACAGUGCAGGCUAGCGAACCUGUGGUAGCUGAACCAGGAGAUCCGUGCAGCCCAUCGCCGUGUGGUCCUAACAGCCAAUGUCGCCAAGUGAAUGGGCAGGCUGUGUGCUCAUGCCUACCGUCGUACAUUGGCAGUCCACCAGGCUGUAGACCGGAGUGUGUGGUGAGCUCCGAAUGCCCGCAGAACCGAGCCUGUGUGAACCAGAAGUGUGUGGACCCUUGCCCUGGGCCGUGUGGCCUCAAUACUCGCUGCCAGGUGAUCAACCAUAGCCCAAUAUGCAGCUGCAAACAAGGAUAUACCGGAGACCCCUUCGCCAGAUGCCAUCCAAUUCCACCUCCACCUCAGAGGCCGAGUGCCCCAGUGGUUGUGAAUCCUUGCAUCCCAUCGCCGUGUGGGCCAUAUUCUGAGUGUCGCAAUACAGGUGGCAGUCCUUCAUGCUCGUGCCUGGCAAACUACAUUGGCGCUCCACCAAACUGUCGGCCCGAGUGCUCCAUCAACUCGGAGUGCCCCAGCAACAGGGCUUGUAUCAGGGAGAAGUGUCGUGACCCAUGUCCAGGGUCGUGUGGCAUUGGCGCACAGUGCAGUGUGAUCAAUCACACCCCAGUUUGCACAUGCCCUGAGGGAUACACUGGAGACCCGUUUAGUAACUGCUUCCCGAAGCCACCAAUUUCAGAACCUGUGGAAUCAGACCCAUGCAAUCCAUCGCCUUGUGGGCCUAACGCCGAAUGCCGAGAUGGCAGUUGUACUUGCCUUCCGGAAUAUCAAGGAGACCCAUACACUGGUUGCCGGCCAGAGUGUGUGUUGAGUACUGACUGUGACAGGACGAAAGCUUGCAUCAGGAACAAGUGCGCUGACCCCUGCCCAGGGACUUGUGGACAGGAUGCUCGGUGCGAUGUAGUUAAUCACAUCCCCAUCUGCACCUGUCCGGAAGGCACCUCUGGAAACGCUUUCAUCCAGUGCCGACCAGUACCACCUCCUGCAGUUACACUACCAUGUCGGCCAUCUCCAUGUGGACCAAAUAGCCAAUGUCGGGAGAUUAAUGGCCAGGCAGUGUGCUCUUGUGUACCUGGAUACUUGGGAAGUCCUCCGGCGUGCAGACCAGAGUGCGUCGUGAGCUCCGAUUGCAGCCAGAACGAAGCAUGUAGUAACCAGAAAUGUAGGAAUCCCUGCCCAGGAACGUGUGGAAUUGGAGCGCGUUGUGAGGUGGUCAAUCACAACCCAAUUUGUAGCUGUCCACCUCGUUACACCGGCGAUCCGUUCUCCAGAUGUCUGCCCAUACCUGAGAACCCUGUGGUCAGCGAGCCAGUGAACCCUUGCCAGCCUUCACCAUGUGGUCCAAAUGCUCAGUGCAAGGUAGCUGGAGACAGCCCAUCAUGUUCAUGCCUGCCAGAAUUCAAGGGCUCGCCUCCAAACUGCCGGCCCGAGUGCAUCAGCAACAGCGAGUGUGCCAGCCAUCUGGCCUGUAUCGGGCAGAAGUGCAAAGACCCCUGUCCAGGAGCUUGUGGGUCGAAUGCAGAGUGCCGAGUGGUCAGCCACACGCCUACAUGUGUGUGUGCAGUUGGAUACACUGGAGACCCAUUCUCUCAGUGCUUUGUGCAGCCUGUGGCCGCGCCGCAGGAAAGACCGACGCCCUGCUCUCCGUCGCCAUGUGGUUCGAAUGCAGUGUGUAGGGAACAGAAUGGCGCCGGAUCUUGCACUUGUCUACCAGAGUAUGUGGGCAACCCAUACGAAGGCUGCCGGCCAGAAUGUGUGGUAAACACUGACUGUGCUCCCAACAAGGCAUGUAUCCGUAACAAGUGCCAAGACCCGUGCCCUGGCACAUGUGGCCCGAACGCAGACUGCCAGGUUGUCAAUCACCUGCCAUCGUGCACUUGCCGGCCAGGAUACACUGGAGACCCGUUCCGAUACUGCACGGUGCAGGCUAGCGAACCUGUGGUAGCUGAACCGGGAGAUCCAUGCAACCCAUCGCCAUGUGGUCCAAACAGCCAAUGCCGCCAAGUGAAUGGGCAGGCUGUGUGCUCGUGCCUACCGUCGUACAUUGGCAGUCCACCAGGAUGCAGACCGGAGUGUGUGGUUAGCUCUGAAUGCCCGCAGAAUCGAGCCUGUGUGAACCAGAAGUGUGUGGACCCUUGCCCUGGGCCGUGUGGCCUCAAUACCCGCUGCCAGGUGAUCAACCACAGCCCAAUAUGCAGCUGCAAACAAGGAUAUACCGGAGACGCCUUCGCCAGAUGCCAUCCAAUUCCACCUCCACCUCAGAGGCCGAGUGCCCCAGUGGUUGUGAAUCCUUGCAUCCCAUCGCCGUGUGGGCCAUAUUCUGAGUGUCGCGAUACAGGUGGCAGUCCUUCAUGCUCGUGCCUGGCAAACUACAUUGGCGCUCCACCAAACUGUCGGCCCGAGUGCUCCAUCAACUCGGAGUGCCCCAGCAACAGGGCUUGUAUCAGGGAGAAGUGUCGUGACCCAUGUCCAGGGUCGUGUGGCAUUGGCGCACAGUGCAGUGUGAUCAAUCACACCCCAGUUUGCACAUGCCCUGAGGGAUACACUGGAGACCCGUUUAGUAACUGCUUCCCGAAGCCACCAAUUUCAGAACCUGUGGAAUCAGACCCAUGCAAUCCAUCGCCUUGUGGGCCUAACGCCGAAUGCCGAGAUGGCAGUUGUACUUGCCUUCCGGAAUAUCAAGGAGACCCAUACACUGGUUGCCGGCCAGAGUGUGUGUUGAGUACUGACUGUGACAGGACGAAAGCUUGCAUCAGGAACAAGUGCGCUGACCCCUGCCCAGGGACUUGUGGACAGGAUGCUCGGUGCGAUGUAGUUAAUCACAUCCCCAUCUGCACCUGUCCGGAAGGCACCUCUGGAAACGCUUUCAUCCAGUGCCGACCAGUACCACCUCCUGCAGUUACACUACCAUGUCGGCCAUCUCCAUGUGGACCAAAUAGCCAAUGUCGGGAGAUUAAUGGCCAGGCAGUGUGCUCUUGUGUACCUGGAUACUUGGGAAGUCCUCCGGCGUGCAGACCAGAGUGCGUCGUGAGCUCCGAUUGCAGCCAGAACGAAGCAUGUAGUAACCAGAAAUGUAGGAAUCCCUGCCCAGGAACGUGUGGAAUUGGAGCGCGUUGUGAGGUGGUCAAUCACAACCCAAUUUGUAGCUGUCCACCUCGUUACACCGGCGAUCCGUUCUCCAGAUGUCUGCCCAUACCUGAGAACCCUGUGGUCAGCGAGCCAGUGAACCCUUGCCAGCCUUCACCAUGUGGUCCAAAUGCUCAGUGCAAGGUAGCUGGAGACAGCCCAUCAUGUUCAUGCCUGCCAGAAUUCAAGGGCUCGCCUCCAAACUGCCGGCCCGAGUGCAUCAGCAACAGCGAGUGUGCCAGCCAUCUGGCCUGUAUCGGGCAGAAGUGCAAAGACCCCUGUCCAGGAGCUUGUGGGUCGAAUGCAGAGUGCCGAGUGGUCAGCCACACGCCUACAUGUGUGUGUGCAGUUGGAUACACUGGAGACCCAUUCUCUCAGUGCUUUGUGCAGCCUGUGGCCGCGCCGCAGGAAAGACCGACGCCCUGCUCUCCGUCGCCAUGUGGUUCGAAUGCAGUGUGUAGGGAACAGAAUGGCGCCGGAUCUUGCACUUGUCUACCAGAGUAUGUGGGCAACCCAUACGAAGGCUGCCGGCCAGAAUGUGUGGUAAACACUGACUGUGCUCCCAACAAGGCAUGUAUCCGUAACAAGUGCCAAGACCCGUGCCCUGGCACAUGUGGCCCGAACGCAGACUGCCAGGUUGUCAAUCACCUGCCAUCGUGCACUUGCCGGCCAGGAUACACUGGAGACCCGUUCCGAUACUGCACGGUGCAGGCUAGCGAACCUGUGGUAGCUGAACCGGGAGAUCCAUGCAACCCAUCGCCAUGUGGUCCAAACAGCCAAUGCCGCCAAGUGAAUGGGCAGGCUGUGUGCUCGUGCCUACCGUCGUACAUUGGCAGUCCACCAGGAUGCAGACCGGAGUGUGUGGUUAGCUCUGAAUGCCCGCAGAAUCGAGCCUGUGUGAACCAGAAGUGUGUGGACCCUUGCCCUGGGCCGUGUGGCCUCAAUACCCGCUGCCAGGUGAUCAACCACAGCCCAAUAUGCAGCUGCAAACAAGGAUAUACCGGAGACGCCUUCGCCAGAUGCCAUCCAAUUCCACCUCCACCUCAGAGGCCGAGUGCCCCAGUGGUUGUGAAUCCUUGCAUCCCAUCGCCGUGUGGGCCAUAUUCUGAGUGUCGCGAUACAGGUGGCAGUCCUUCAUGCUCGUGCCUGGCAAACUACAUUGGCGCUCCACCAAACUGUCGGCCCGAGUGCUCCAUCAACUCGGAGUGCCCCAGCAACAGGGCUUGUAUCAGGGAGAAGUGUCGUGACCCAUGUCCAGGGUCGUGUGGCAUUGGCGCACAGUGCAGUGUGAUCAAUCACACCCCAGUUUGCACAUGCCCUGAGGGAUACACUGGAGACCCGUUUAGUAACUGCUUCCCGAAGCCACCAAUUUCAGAACCUGUGGAAUCAGACCCAUGCAAUCCAUCGCCUUGUGGGCCUAACGCCGAAUGCCGAGAUGGCAGUUGUACUUGCCUUCCGGAAUAUCAAGGAGACCCAUACACUGGUUGCCGGCCAGAGUGUGUGUUGAGUACUGACUGUGACAGGACGAAAGCUUGCAUCAGGAACAAGUGCGCUGACCCCUGCCCAGGGACUUGUGGACAGGAUGCUCGGUGCGAUGUAGUUAAUCACAUCCCCAUCUGCACCUGUCCGGAAGGCACCUCUGGAAACGCUUUCAUCCAGUGCCGACCAGUACCACCUCCUGCAGUUACACUACCAUGUCGGCCAUCUCCAUGUGGACCAAAUAGCCAAUGUCGGGAGAUUAAUGGCCAGGCAGUGUGCUCUUGUGUACCUGGAUACUUGGGAAGUCCUCCGGCGUGCAGACCAGAGUGCGUCGUGAGCUCCGAUUGCAGCCAGAACGAAGCAUGUAGUAACCAGAAAUGUAGGAAUCCCUGCCCAGGAACGUGUGGAAUUGGAGCGCGUUGUGAGGUGGUCAAUCACAACCCAAUUUGUAGCUGUCCACCUCGUUACACCGGCGAUCCGUUCUCCAGAUGUCUGCCCAUACCUGAGAACCCUGUGGUCAGCGAGCCAGUGAACCCUUGCCAGCCUUCACCAUGUGGUCCAAAUGCUCAGUGCAAGGUAGCUGGAGACAGCCCAUCAUGUUCAUGCCUGCCAGAAUUCAAGGGCUCGCCUCCAAACUGCCGGCCCGAGUGCAUCAGCAACAGCGAGUGUGCCAGCCAUCUGGCCUGUAUCGGGCAGAAGUGCAAAGACCCCUGUCCAGGAGCUUGUGGGUCGAAUGCAGAGUGCCGAGUGGUCAGCCACACGCCUACAUGUGUGUGUGCAGUUGGAUACACUGGAGACCCAUUCUCUCAGUGCUUUGUGCAGCCUGUGGCCGCGCCGCAGGAAAGACCGACGCCCUGCUCUCCGUCGCCAUGUGGUUCGAAUGCAGUGUGUAGGGAACAGAAUGGCGCCGGAUCUUGCACUUGUCUACCAGAGUAUGUGGGCAACCCAUACGAAGGCUGCCGGCCAGAAUGUGUGGUAAACACUGACUGUGCUCCCAACAAGGCAUGUAUCCGUAACAAGUGCCAAGACCCGUGCCCUGGCACAUGUGGCCCGAACGCAGACUGCCAGGUUGUCAAUCACCUGCCAUCGUGCACUUGCCGGCCAGGAUACACUGGAGACCCGUUCCGAUACUGCACGGUGCAGGCUAGCGAACCUGUGGUAGCUGAACCGGGAGAUCCAUGCAACCCAUCGCCAUGUGGUCCAAACAGCCAAUGCCGCCAAGUGAAUGGGCAGGCUGUGUGCUCGUGCCUACCGUCGUACAUUGGCAGUCCACCAGGAUGCAGACCGGAGUGUGUGGUUAGCUCUGAAUGCCCGCAGAAUCGAGCCUGUGUGAACCAGAAGUGUGUGGACCCUUGCCCUGGGCCGUGUGGCCUCAAUACCCGCUGCCAGGUGAUCAACCACAGCCCAAUAUGCAGCUGCAAACAAGGAUAUACCGGAGACGCCUUCGCCAGAUGCCAUCCAAUUCCACCUCCACCUCAGAGGCCGAGUGCCCCAGUGGUUGUGAAUCCUUGCAUCCCAUCGCCGUGUGGGCCAUAUUCUGAGUGUCGCGAUACAGGUGGCAGUCCUUCAUGCUCGUGCCUGGCAAACUACAUUGGCGCUCCACCAAACUGUCGGCCCGAGUGCUCCAUCAACUCGGAGUGCCCCAGCAACAGGGCUUGUAUCAGGGAGAAGUGUCGUGACCCAUGUCCAGGGUCGUGUGGCAUUGGCGCACAGUGCAGUGUGAUCAAUCACACCCCAGUUUGCACAUGCCCUGAGGGAUACACUGGAGACCCGUUUAGUAACUGCUUCCCGAAGCCACCAAUUUCAGAACCUGUGGAAUCAGACCCAUGCAAUCCAUCGCCUUGUGGGCCUAACGCCGAAUGCCGAGAUGGCAGUUGUACUUGCCUUCCGGAAUAUCAAGGAGACCCAUACACUGGUUGCCGGCCAGAGUGUGUGUUGAGUACUGACUGUGACAGGACGAAAGCUUGCAUCAGGAACAAGUGCGCUGACCCCUGCCCAGGGACUUGUGGACAGGAUGCUCGGUGCGAUGUAGUUAAUCACAUCCCCAUCUGCACCUGUCCGGAAGGCACCUCUGGAAACGCUUUCAUCCAGUGCCGACCAGUACCACCUCCUGCAGUUACACUACCAUGUCGGCCAUCUCCAUGUGGACCAAAUAGCCAAUGUCGGGAGAUUAAUGGCCAGGCAGUGUGCUCUUGUGUACCUGGAUACUUGGGAAGUCCUCCGGCGUGCAGACCAGAGUGCGUCGUGAGCUCCGAUUGCAGCCAGAACGAAGCAUGUAGUAACCAGAAAUGUAGGAAUCCCUGCCCAGGAACGUGUGGAAUUGGAGCGCGUUGUGAGGUGGUCAAUCACAACCCAAUUUGUAGCUGUCCACCUCGUUACACCGGCGAUCCGUUCUCCAGAUGUCUGCCCAUACCUGAGAACCCUGUGGUCAGCGAGCCAGUGAACCCUUGCCAGCCUUCACCAUGUGGUCCAAAUGCUCAGUGCAAGGUAGCUGGAGACAGCCCAUCAUGUUCAUGCCUGCCAGAAUUCAAGGGCUCGCCUCCAAACUGCCGGCCCGAGUGCAUCAGCAACAGCGAGUGUGCCAGCCAUCUGGCCUGUAUCGGGCAGAAGUGCAAAGACCCCUGUCCAGGAGCUUGUGGGUCGAAUGCAGAGUGCCGAGUGGUCAGCCACACGCCUACAUGUGUGUGUGCAGUUGGAUACACUGGAGACCCAUUCUCUCAGUGCUUUGUGCAGCCUGUGGCCGCGCCGCAGGAAAGACCGACGCCCUGCUCUCCGUCGCCAUGUGGUUCGAAUGCAGUGUGUAGGGAACAGAAUGGCGCCGGAUCUUGCACUUGUCUACCAGAGUAUGUGGGCAACCCAUACGAAGGCUGCCGGCCAGAAUGUGUGGUAAACACUGACUGUGCUCCCAACAAGGCAUGUAUCCGUAACAAGUGCCAAGACCCGUGCCCUGGCACAUGUGGCCCGAACGCAGACUGCCAGGUUGUCAAUCACCUGCCAUCGUGCACUUGCCGGCCAGGAUACACUGGAGACCCGUUCCGAUACUGCACGGUGCAGGCUAGCGAACCUGUGGUAGCUGAACCGGGAGAUCCAUGCAACCCAUCGCCAUGUGGUCCAAACAGCCAAUGCCGCCAAGUGAAUGGGCAGGCUGUGUGCUCGUGCCUACCGUCGUACAUUGGCAGUCCACCAGGAUGCAGACCGGAGUGUGUGGUUAGCUCUGAAUGCCCGCAGAAUCGAGCCUGUGUGAACCAGAAGUGUGUGGACCCUUGCCCUGGGCCGUGUGGCCUCAAUACCCGCUGCCAGGUGAUCAACCACAGCCCAAUAUGCAGCUGCAAACAAGGAUAUACCGGAGACCCCUUCGCCAGAUGCCAUCCAAUUCCACCUCCACCUCAGAGGCCGAGUGCCCCAGUGGUUGUGAAUCCUUGCAUCCCAUCGCCGUGUGGGCCAUAUUCUGAGUGUCGCGAUACAGGUGGCAGUCCUUCAUGCUCGUGCCUGGCAAACUACAUUGGCGCUCCACCAAACUGUCGGCCCGAGUGCUCCAUCAACUCGGAGUGCCCCAGCAACAGGGCUUGUAUCAGGGAGAAGUGUCGUGACCCAUGUCCAGGGUCGUGUGGCAUUGGCGCACAGUGCAGUGUGAUCAAUCACACCCCAGUUUGCACAUGCCCUGAGGGAUACACUGGAGACCCGUUUAGUAACUGCUUCCCGAAGCCACCAAUUUCAGAACCUGUGGAAUCAGACCCAUGCAAUCCAUCGCCUUGUGGGCCUAACGCCGAAUGCCGAGAUGGCAGUUGUACUUGCCUUCCGGAAUAUCAAGGAGACCCAUACACUGGUUGCCGGCCAGAGUGUGUGUUGAGUACUGACUGUGACAGGACGAAAGCUUGCAUCAGGAACAAGUGCGCUGACCCCUGCCCAGGGACUUGUGGACAGGAUGCUCGGUGCGAUGUAGUUAAUCACAUCCCCAUCUGCACCUGUCCGGAAGGCACCUCUGGAAACGCUUUCAUCCAGUGCCGACCAGUACCACCUCCUGCAGUUACACUACCAUGUCGGCCAUCUCCAUGUGGACCAAAUAGCCAAUGUCGGGAGAUUAAUGGCCAGGCAGUGUGCUCUUGUGUACCUGGAUACUUGGGAAGUCCUCCGGCGUGCAGACCAGAGUGCGUCGUGAGCUCCGAUUGCAGCCAGAACGAAGCAUGUAGUAACCAGAAAUGUAGGAAUCCCUGCCCAGGAACGUGUGGAAUUGGAGCGCGUUGUGAGGUGGUCAAUCACAACCCAAUUUGUAGCUGUCCACCUCGUUACACCGGCGAUCCGUUCUCCAGAUGUCUGCCCAUACCUGAGAACCCUGUGGUCAGCGAGCCAGUGAACCCUUGCCAGCCUUCACCAUGUGGUCCAAAUGCUCAGUGCAAGGUAGCUGGAGACAGCCCAUCAUGUUCAUGCCUGCCAGAAUUCAAGGGCUCGCCUCCAAACUGCCGGCCCGAGUGCAUCAGCAACAGCGAGUGUGCCAGCCAUCUGGCCUGUAUCGGGCAGAAGUGCAAAGACCCCUGUCCAGGAGCUUGUGGGUCGAAUGCAGAGUGCCGAGUGGUCAGCCACACGCCUACAUGUGUGUGUGCAGUUGGAUACACUGGAGACCCAUUCUCUCAGUGCUUUGUGCAGCCUGUGGCCGCGCCGCAGGAAAGACCGACGCCCUGCUCUCCGUCGCCAUGUGGUUCGAAUGCAGUGUGUAGGGAACAGAAUGGCGCCGGAUCUUGCACUUGUCUACCAGAGUAUGUGGGCAACCCAUACGAAGGCUGCCGGCCAGAAUGUGUGGUAAACACUGACUGUGCUCCCAACAAGGCAUGUAUCCGUAACAAGUGCCAAGACCCGUGCCCUGGCACAUGUGGCCCGAACGCAGACUGCCAGGUUGUCAAUCACCUGCCAUCGUGCACUUGCCGGCCAGGAUACACUGGAGACCCGUUCCGAUACUGCACGGUGCAGGCUAGCGAACCUGAACCGGGAGAUCCAUGCAACCCAUCGCCAUGUGGUCCAAACAGCCAAUGCCGCCAAGUGAAUGGGCAGGCUGUGUGCUCGUGCCUACCGUCGUACAUUGGCAGUCCACCAGGAUGCAGACCGGAGUGUGUGGUUAGCUCUGAAUGCCCGCAGAAUCGAGCCUGUGUGAACCAGAAGUGUGUGGACCCUUGCCCUGGGCCGUGUGGCCUCAAUACCCGCUGCCAGGUGAUCAACCACAGCCCAAUAUGCAGCUGCAAACAAGGAUAUACCGGAGACCCCUUCGCCAGAUGCCAUCCAAUUCCACCUCCACCUCAGAGGCCGAGUGCCCCAGUGGUUGUGAAUCCUUGCAUCCCAUCGCCGUGUGGGCCAUAUUCUGAGUGUCGCGAUACAGGUGGCAGUCCUUCAUGCUCGUGCCUGGCAAACUACAUUGGCGCUCCACCAAACUGUCGGCCCGAGUGCUCCAUCAACUCGGAGUGCCCCAGCAACAGGGCUUGUAUCAGGGAGAAGUGUCGUGACCCAUGUCCAGGGUCGUGUGGCAUUGGCGCACAGUGCAGUGUGAUCAAUCACACCCCAGUUUGCACAUGCCCUGAGGGAUACACUGGAGACCCGUUUAGUAACUGCUUCCCGAAGCCACCAAUUUCAGAACCUGUGGAAUCAGACCCAUGCAAUCCAUCGCCUUGUGGGCCUAACGCCGAAUGCCGAGAUGGCAGUUGUACUUGCCUUCCGGAAUAUCAAGGAGACCCAUACACUGGUUGCCGGCCAGAGUGUGUGUUGAGUACUGACUGUGACAGGACGAAAGCUUGCAUCAGGAACAAGUGCGCUGACCCCUGCCCAGGGACUUGUGGACAGGAUGCUCGGUGCGAUGUAGUUAAUCACAUCCCCAUCUGCACCUGUCCGGAAGGCACCUCUGGAAACGCUUUCAUCCAGUGCCGACCAGUACCACCUCCUGCAGUUACACUACCAUGUCGGCCAUCUCCAUGUGGACCAAAUAGCCAAUGUCGGGAGAUUAAUGGCCAGGCAGUGUGCUCUUGUGUACCUGGAUACUUGGGAAGUCCUCCGGCGUGCAGACCAGAGUGCGUCGUGAGCUCCGAUUGCAGCCAGAACGAAGCAUGUAGUAACCAGAAAUGUAGGAAUCCCUGCCCAGGAACGUGUGGAAUUGGAGCGCGUUGUGAGGUGGUCAAUCACAACCCAAUUUGUAGCUGUCCACCUCGUUACACCGGCGAUCCGUUCUCCAGAUGUCUGCCCAUACCUGAGAACCCUGUGGUCAGCGAGCCAGUGAACCCUUGCCAGCCUUCACCAUGUGGUCCAAAUGCUAAGUGCAAGGUAGCUGGAGACAGCCCAUCAUGUUCAUGCCUGCCAGAAUUCAAGGGCUCGCCUCCAAACUGCCGGCCCGAGUGCAUCAGCAACAGCGAGUGUGCCAGCCAUCUGGCCUGUAUCGGGCAGAAGUGCAAAGACCCCUGUCCAGGAGCUUGUGGGUCGAAUGCAGAGUGCCGAGUGGUCAGCCACACGCCUACAUGUGUGUGUGCAGUUGGAUACACUGGAGACCCAUUCUCUCAGUGCUUUGUGCAGCCUGUGGCCGCGCCGCAGGAAAGACCGACGCCCUGCUCUCCGUCGCCAUGUGGUUCGAAUGCAGUGUGUAGGGAACAGAAUGGCGCCGGAUCUUGCACUUGUCUACCAGAGUAUGUGGGCAACCCAUACGAAGGCUGCCGGCCAGAAUGUGUGGUAAACACUGACUGUGCUCCCAACAAGGCAUGUAUCCGUAACAAGUGCCAAGACCCGUGCCCUGGCACAUGUGGCCCGAACGCAGACUGCCAGGUUGUCAAUCACCUGCCAUCGUGCACUUGCCGGCCAGGAUACACUGGAGACCCGUUCCGAUACUGCACGCUCUUGUAUUGCACAGCUGUGGUAGCUGAACCGGGAGAUCCAUGCAACCCAUCGCCAUGUGGUCCAAACAGCCAAUGCCGCCAAGUGAAUGGGCAGGCUGUGUGCUCGUGCCUACCGUCGUACAUUGGCAAUCCACCAGGAUGCAGACCGGAGUGUGUGGUUAGCUCUGAAUGCCCGCAGAAUCGAGCCUGUGUGAACCAGAAGUGUGUGGACCCUUGCCCUGGGCCGUGUGGCCUCAAUACCCGCUGCCAGGUGAUCAACCACAGCCCAAUAUGCAGCUGCAAACAAGGAUAUACCGGAGACGCCUUCGCCAGAUGCCAUCCAAUUCCACCUCCACCUCAGAGGCCGAGUGCCCCAGUGGUUGUGAAUCCUUGCAUCCCAUCGCCGUGUGGGCCAUAUUCUGAGUGUCGCGAUACAGGUGGCAGUCCUUCAUGCUCGUGCCUGGCAAACUACAUUGGCGCUCCACCAAACUGUCGGCCCGAGUGCUCCAUCAACUCGGAGUGCCCCAGCAACAGGGCUUGUAUCAGGGAGAAGUGUCGUGACCCAUGUCCAGGGUCGUGUGGCAUUGGCGCACAGUGCAGUGUGAUCAAUCACACCCCAGUUUGCACAUGCCCUGAGGGAUACACUGGAGACCCGUUUAGUAACUGCUUCCCGAAGCCACCAAUUUCAGAACCUGUGGAAUCAGACCCAUGCAAUCCAUCGCCUUGUGGGCCUAACGCCGAAUGCCGAGAUGGCAGUUGUACUUGCCUUCCGGAAUAUCAAGGAGACCCAUACACUGGAUGCCGACCAGAAUGUGUGCUCAACACGGACUGCGCUCCUAACAAGGCGUGCGUCCGUAACAAGUGCCAGGACCCCUGUCCCGGUACUUGCGGCCAGAACGCCGAGUGCCAGGUCGUCAACCACCUGCCGACUUGCACGUGCAUCCACGGAUUUACUGGAGACCCCUUCAGAUAUUGCAACGUAAUGCAUACACCACUGACACCAGAAAUCGGCGACCCGUGUCAGCCGUCACCUUGCGGACCAAACAGCGUCUGCCGUGUGGUAAAUGGACAGGCAGUUUGCUCAUGUCAGUCCGGCUACAUGGGAACACCACCAGGCUGUAGGCCCGAGUGCGUCGUCAGUGCUGAAUGUCCACGUGAUAAGGCCUGUGUCAGUAACAAGUGCAUUGACCCAUGUCCUGGUACCUGUGGCCUCAAUGCACGCUGUGAAGUCAUCAACCACAGCCCCAUUUGCAGCUGCCAGGUUGGACACACUGGAGACCCCUUUGCAAGAUGCUACCCAAUACCACCAUCUCAGCCUCCAACUACCAAACCUACCUACACAAAUCCCUGUGUUCCAUCUCCUUGUGGCCCCAAUUCAGAAUGCAGAGACAUUGGAGGAACACCUUCAUGCUCAUGCCUGGCUAAUUACAUUGGAUCUCCUCCAAACUGCCGACCUGAAUGUGUCAUCAGCUCAGAAUGCUCAAGCAACAAAGCCUGCAUCCGGGAGAAGUGCCGUGACCCAUGUCCAGGAUCAUGUGGUGCUGGUGCACAGUGCAGUGUAAUCAACCACACACCAGUAUGCACAUGUCCUGAGGGUUACACAGGUGACCCAUUCACCAGCUGUUACCCAAAGCCACAAGAACCAGAACCAGAAAAGAGUGAUCCCUGCUAUCCAUCUCCCUGCGGGCCAAACACACAAUGUAAUGAUGGAGUGUGUACUUGCUUGCCAGAAUAUCAGGGUGAUCCUUAUGCAGGCUGUCGGCCAGAGUGUGUUCUAAGCUCUGACUGUGACAGGUCAAAGGCUUGCAUCAGAAAUAAGUGCACUGAUCCAUGUCCAGGAACGUGUGGACAGGAUGCCCGCUGUGAUGUUGUCAAUCACAUCCCAAUAUGCAGUUGUCCUGAAGGAAUGUCUGGGAAUGCAUUUAUCCAGUGCAGGCCUAUUCCUCCUCCUGUGGUGACACAGCCAUGCAACCCAUCUCCGUGUGGACCAAACAGCCAGUGUCGGGAGAUUAAUGGCCAAGCAGUGUGUUCUUGUGUGCCAGGAUACCUUGGGAGUCCUCCAUCAUGCAGGCCAGAGUGUGUUGUGAGCUCAGAUUGCAGUCAGAAUGAAGCAUGCAACAAUCAGAAGUGCAGAAAUCCAUGCCCAGGCACAUGUGGUGUGGCAGCCCGCUGUGAAGUAGUUAACCACAAUCCAAUUUGCAGUUGUCCUAUACGAUAUACUGGUGAUCCAUUCGUCAGAUGCCAGCCAAUCUCCGAUACUCCUCCAGCACAAUUAAAUCCAUGUGCUCCAUCGCCUUGUGGUCCAAAUGCACAAUGUCAGGUUAUUGGAGAGACUCCAUCAUGCACAUGCCUUCCAGAAUACAUGGGAUCACCACCCAAUUGUAGACCUGAGUGUGUGAGUAAUAGUGAAUGUGCCAGUCACCUUGCGUGCAUAAGACAGAAAUGUAAAGAUCCUUGUCCUGGAUCAUGUGGGGCUAAUGCUGAAUGCCGCGUUAUUAGUCACACUCCUAACUGUUUCUGUCUCUCAGGAUAUACUGGAGAUCCAUUUGUUAUCUGUUCACCUCAACCAGCUAUUCCUGAAGAAAGACCAACUCCUUGCUCACCUUCCCCAUGUGGGUCAAAUGCUGUGUGCAGAGAACAAAAUGGUGCUGGUUCUUGCACAUGUUUACCGGAAUACAUUGGCAACCCAUAUGAGGGCUGUCGCCCAGAAUGUACCUUAAACACUGACUGCACACCAGAUAGGGCAUGUAUCCGAAACAAAUGCCAGGAUCCCUGCCCUGGGACAUGUGGACAAAAUGCAGACUGUACUGUAGUCAAUCAUUUACCAUCAUGCACAUGUAUAUCAGGAUACACUGGUGACCCAUUUAGAUUCUGCAGUAUAGUACGAGAAACACCAGAGGAACCUAAAACUCCUUGUUCACCUUCACCAUGUGGGCCAAACAGUGCAUGUCGUGAAGUUAAUGAGCAAGCAGUGUGUUCUUGUCUGCCCAGCUAUAUUGGCACACCACCUGGUUGUCGUCCAGAAUGUGUGGUAAGCUCAGAGUGUCCACAGAACAGAGCUUGCACCAAUCAGAAAUGUGCUGACCCUUGUAUUGGCACAUGUGGUUUGAACUCAAUUUGUGAGGUAAUAAACCAUAGCCCAAUCUGCAGCUGCAGACCAGGUUACACAGGAGAUCCUUUUGCACAGUGUUAUUUGAACCCAGUUGUAAUUCCUUCAGAAAAACCAGUAUAUCAUGACCCAUGUGUUCCAUCACCUUGUGGCCCGAAUGCACAGUGUAUCAACUCAGGAGGAGUUCCUUCAUGUGCAUGCAAUGCUGGUUACUUUGGUGCUCCACCAAACUGUAGACCAGAAUGUUCUGUUAAUUCAGAAUGUCCUAGCAACAAGGCUUGUAUUAGGGAAAAAUGUCGUGACCCUUGUCCAGGCUCAUGUGGUGCUAGUGCACAAUGCAGUGUGAUCAACCACACACCAGUAUGCACCUGUCCUGAGGGAUACACUGGAGAUCCUUUCACCAACUGCUUCCCCAAACCACCAGAACAAGAACCUGAGAAGGCUGACCUAUGUCAUCCAUCUCCAUGUGGCUCAAACACACAGUGUGAUGAUGGAGUGUGUACUUGCUUGCCAGAAUACCAGGGUGAUCCAUAUGCUGGCUGUCGACCUGAGUGUGUCCUGAGCACAGAUUGUGAGAGGACAAAGGCUUGCAUAAGAAACAAGUGUGCAGAUCCUUGUCCAGGGACUUGUGGGCAGGAUGCACGCUGUGAUGUUGUCAAUCAUAUUCCAAUCUGCAGUUGUCCAGAGGGCAUGUCUGGCAAUGCAUUUAUUCAAUGCAGACCUAUUCCACCUCCGCCAAAGACACAGCCAUGCAGCCCAUCUCCUUGUGGCCCUAACAGCCAAUGUCGAGAGAUUAAUGGCCAGGCAGUGUGUUCAUGUGUGCCAGGCUUCUUAGGAAGUCCACCAGCAUGUAGACCAGAAUGCAUUGUGAGCUCAGAUUGUGCACAAAAUGAAGCCUGUAACAACCAGAAAUGUCGGAACCCUUGCCCAGGAACAUGUGGUAUUGGAGCUCGUUGCGAGGUUGUUAACCACAAUCCUAUAUGCAGUUGUGCCUCACACUAUACAGGCGAUCCAUUUGCAAGAUGCUAUCCAGUCCCUGAAACUCCGUUACGGGAACCAACAAACCCUUGCCAGCCAUCUCCCUGUGGACCAAAUGCAGUUUGCCAAGUUUCGGGUGACAGUCCAUCUUGUUCAUGUUUGCCCGAUUUUAAAGGAUCACCUCCUAAUUGCCGACCAGAGUGUAUUAGCAACACAGAGUGUGCAAGCCACCUUGCAUGUAUAGGGCAACGCUGUAAAGAUCCAUGUCCAGGUUCAUGUGGAUCUAAUGCAGAAUGCAGAGUUAUUAGCCACACACCUAACUGUGCAUGUCUUCCAGGAUUUUCUGGAGAUCCAUUCAUCCAGUGUUUAUUACAGGAACCACCUGUGCCAGAAGAAAGACCAACACCAUGUAUACCAUCACCAUGUGGCUCAAAUGCAGUUUGUAAAGAGCAGAAUGGAGCUGGCUCUUGUACAUGUCUCCCAGAUUAUGUUGGUAAUCCUUAUGAGGUCUGCCGACCAGAAUGUAUUUUGAAUACUGACUGUCCAUCCAAUAGAGCAUGCAUACGUAACAAAUGUCAGGAUCCAUGUCCAGGAACCUGUGGCCUAAAUGCUGAAUGCCAAGUGGUCAAUCACCUGCCUUCAUGCACUUGCAUUCAAGGGUACUCUGGAGAUCCAUUCAAGUACUGCAGUCCUAUAAUAGAACAUGUUCCAGUUGAAAUUGGUAACCCUUGUGUGCCAUCUCCUUGUGGGCCUAACAGUGCAUGUCGUGAGGUAAAUGGUCAAGCAGUAUGUUCUUGCCUUCCGGAUUACAUGGGCACACCUCCUAAUUGCAGACCUGAGUGCACAGUGAGUGCAGAAUGUCAGCAAAAUAGGGCUUGCAUUAGACAGAAAUGUGCUGACCCAUGCCCUGGUACCUGUGGUCUCAACACUCGCUGUGAAGUCAUUAAUCAUAGUCCAAUUUGCAGCUGUCAAGCUGGGUACACUGGUGAUCCCUUCACACGCUGUUUUGCUGUGCCAGCUCCUCCUCCAGCAGAGGUGCUUCGACCAGUUAACCCAUGCUCUCCAUCACCCUGUGGUCCCAAUGCUCAGUGCAUAAAUGCAGGUGGUACAGCUUCAUGUGCCUGUCUGGCAAACUUCAUUGGAAUGCCACCAAACUGCAGACCUGAGUGUAGUAUAAAUGCUGAAUGUCCCAGCAAUAUGGCGUGCAUCAGGGAGAAAUGUAUGGAUCCAUGCCCAGGAUCAUGUGGUGCUAGUGCUUUGUGCACUGUUGUUAAUCACACCCCUGUUUGUACCUGCCCAGAAGGUUACACAGGAGAUCCAUUUACUAGAUGCUAUCCCAAGCCACCUCCAAGUCCUGAACCGAUUCCAAAGGAGCCCUGCUCUCCAUCACCUUGUGGACCAAAUUCUGUAUGUACAGAUGGCACAUGUACUUGUCUACCAGAUUAUCAAGGUGAUCCAUACCUGGGCUGUCACCCAGAAUGCAUUCUUAAUGCAGACUGUGAUAGAACAAAGGCCUGCAUCAGGAACAAAUGUAAUGAUCCCUGCCCAGGAACAUGUGGACAGGGUGCUCGGUGUGAUGUUGUUAACCACAUACCAAUAUGCAGUUGUCCAGAUGGAAUGUCUGGUAAUGCUUUUAUCCAAUGCAGGCCUAUUCCACCACCACCAGUAAUGCAGCCCUGCAACCCAUCUCCAUGUGGUCCCAAUAGCCAGUGCCGAGAGAUCAAUGGUCAGGCAGUAUGCUCUUGUGUACCAGGAUACAUUGGAAGUCCUCCUGCUUGUAGGCCUGAGUGUAUUGUGAGCUCUGAGUGUGCUCAGAAUGAAGCAUGCAGUAAUCAAAAGUGCAGGAAUCCAUGCCCCGGUACUUGUGGCAUUGGAGCUCGCUGUGAAGUAGUUAAUCACAAUCCAAUUUGCAGCUGCCCAUUAGAGCACACUGGUGAUCCAUUUGUCAGAUGUCUGCCAAUAAUAUCUCUAGCCCCUCCAGAAUCACCUAAUCCAUGUGUUCCAUCACCAUGUGGACAGAAUGCUGUGUGUCAAGUGAUUGGUGAGAGUCCUUCAUGCUCUUGCUUGCCAGAGUUCAAAGGGUCCCCUCCAAACUGUAGACCAGAAUGUGUUAGUAACAGUGAAUGUGCCAGUCAUUUGGCAUGUAUUGGUCAGAAAUGCAGAGACCCGUGUCCAGGAUCCUGUGGAGCCAAUGCUGAAUGUCAUGUUGUCAGUCACACACCAAACUGUGUGUGUGUGUCAGGAUUUUCAGGUGACCCAUUCACACAGUGUUUCAAACAGGAGGCAAUACAGGCAGAGAGGGUAACACCCUGUGUUCCUUCUCCAUGUGGCUCAAAUGCUGUGUGCCGAGAACAAAACAGUGCAGGUUCAUGCACGUGUCUUCCAGACUAUGUUGGCAACCCAUAUGAAGGAUGUCGACCAGAAUGUGUGCUUAAUACUGACUGUUCUCCUAACAGGGCAUGCAUACGAAAUAAAUGCCAGGAUCCUUGUCCUGGCACAUGUGGUACCAAUGCCUACUGUCAAACAGUAAACCACCUUCCCUCUUGUACUUGUAUUGAGCAGUAUACAGGUGACCCAUUCAGACACUGUACUGUCAUAGUAGGUGUGGAAACUCCGCCAAGGGACCCUUGUCAACCGUCACCCUGUGGUCCAAACAGUGUGUGCCGCAUAGCAAACCAGCAGGCUGUGUGCUCUUGUCAAGCAGGCUAUAUGGGUGUACCACCAGGUUGUAGGCCUGAGUGUGUUGUAAGUGCUGAGUGCCCACGUGAUAAAGCCUGUGUCAACAACAAAUGUGUCGAUCCUUGCCGUGGAACAUGUGGCCUCAGUGCACGAUGUGAGGUCAUCAAUCACAGCCCUAUCUGUAGUUGCCAGGCUGGGCACACUGGAGACCCCUUCACCAGAUGCUAUGCUCUCCCUCCUAUUUCAGAACCACCAUCAAGGCCAGUGAACCCUUGUCUUCCAUCACCAUGUGGGCCACACUCAGUGUGCCAAGCUGUGGGUGAUACACCAUCAUGUUCAUGCAUUAUUGGUUACAUGGGAGUGCCACCAGGUUGUCGUCCGGAGUGUGCCAUCAAUGCAGAUUGCACAAGCAGUCUUGCAUGUUUGCGUGAAAAGUGUCGCGAUCCCUGCCCUGGUUCCUGUGGUGCAGGGGCUCUCUGCUCUGUUGUCAACCACACACCAGUGUGUACAUGCCCCGAAGGUUUCACAGGUGAUCCAUUUACCAGCUGUAAUGCUGCUCCAGUUUCAGAACCAGGACCUAAGCCUGUUGAUCCAUGCCACCCCUCUCCCUGUGGACCAAAUGCUGAAUGCAAUGAUGGUAUAUGCAAUUGUCUGCCAGAGUACCAAGGAGAUCCUUAUGUAGGUUGUCGCCCAGAAUGCAUCUUCAGUGAUGACUGUGAUAGGACGAAGGCAUGUAUAAGGAAUAAAUGUGUGGAUCCAUGUCCAGGAACUUGCGGUCAAGAUGCCCAAUGUGAUGUUGUUAAUCACAUUCCAAUAUGCAGUUGCCCAGAGGGCACAUCUGGCAAUGCUUUUAUUCAGUGUAGACCUAUUCCACAGCCACCGGUGACACAACCGUGCAACCCAUCUCCAUGCGGACCUAACAGUCGUUGUCAAGAGAUCAAUGGUCAGGCUGUGUGCUCAUGUGUACCUGGCUACUUGGGAAGCCCUCCAGCAUGCAGACCUGAGUGCAUACUUAGCUCUGACUGUGGCCAGAGCGAAGCAUGCAGUAAUCAAAAAUGCAGGAAUCCCUGCCCAGGUACAUGUGGGAUAGGAGCACGCUGUGAAGUAGUGAAUCAUAAUCCAAUAUGUAGCUGUCCACCUCGCUACACUGGUGAUCCAUUUGUCAGAUGUCAACCAAAAGCAGAGAUCAAACCACAAAUAUCAAAAGAUCUCUGUCAGCCAUCACCAUGUGGACCAUAUUCUCAGUGUCAAGUUGUUGGAGAAAGCCCAACAUGCAGUUGUCUACCUGAAUACAAAGGAACUCCUCCAAACUGUAGACCUGAAUGUGUUAGUAACGGUGAAUGUGCAAGUAAUUUAGCAUGUAUAGGUCAGAAAUGCAAAGAUCCGUGCCCGGGAUCUUGUGGAACAAAUGCUGAAUGCCGAGUUGUGAGUCACACACCAAACUGUGCUUGUCUUCCAGGAUAUUCAGGAGAUCCUUUCCAACACUGCGUUAUUCCUGAGGUUUCAGUUCCUAGACCAGCUGACAUGACAAGCCCCUGCAUACCAUCGCCAUGUGGUGCAAAUGCUAUAUGCAGGGAACAGAAUGGUGCUGGUUCCUGUUCUUGUCUGCCAGACUAUGUUGGCAACCCAUACGAAGGCUGCCGGCCAGAAUGUAUACUGAACACUGAUUGUACUGCAACAAAGGCUUGCAUCAGAAAUAAGUGCCAAGAUCCAUGUCCUGGAACAUGUGGCCAGAAUGCUCAGUGCCAAGUUAUUAAUCACAUACCAUCUUGUUAUUGCUUGCCAAAGUUUACUGGAGAUCCAUUUAGAUACUGCAGCAUUUCUCAAGAACCAACAGUAACUGAGCAUGUAAACCCAUGUUCUCCGAGUCCAUGUGGUCCUUAUAGCACAUGUCGCGUUGCUAAUGAGCAGGCAGUAUGCUCAUGUCAACCUGGCUUCAUUGGAUCACCACCUGGAUGUCGCCCAGAGUGUACUGUCAGUGCAGAGUGUGCACAGAACAGAGCAUGUAACAAUCUCAAGUGUAUUGAUCCUUGUCCAGGAACUUGUGGGCUCAACUCUCGGUGUGAAGUUAUUAACCACAGCCCAAUAUGUUCAUGCAAUGUUGGUUAUACUGGCGAUCCAUUCACGAGAUGCUAUUCAAUACCAACUCUGCCAUCUGAACCUACUUCCCCUCCUUUGCACAUUGAUCCAUGUCUCCCAUCACCUUGUGGCCCAUAUUCACAAUGUCGGGACAUUGGAGGAGUUCCAUCUUGUUCCUGCAUCAGAGAUUACUUUGGUACACCACCAAAUUGUCGACCAGAAUGCUCUGUCAACACAGACUGUCCACAUAAUCGUGCCUGUCUACGGGAGAAAUGCCGAGAUCCUUGUCCAGGUUCUUGUGGUGUCAGUGCUGAUUGUGCUGUUAUCAACCACACACCUGUCUGCAGUUGUUUGCCAGGCUACACAGGGGAUCCAUUCUUUCAGUGCUACCCAAAACCAACAGCAGUACCUGCACCCGUACCAUCAGAUGCUUGUAAACCUUCUCCUUGUGGCUCCAAUGCUCAGUGCCAUGAAGGUGUUUGUACUUGCCUGCCUGAAUACCAAGGUGACCCAUAUGCAGGGUGUCGUCCAGAGUGUGUCCUCAGCACUGACUGUGAAAGGAAACAGGCUUGCAUUAGGAAUAAGUGUACUGACCCUUGCCCAGGAACCUGUGGACAAAAUGCUCAAUGUGAAGUCAUAAAUCAUGUGCCUACAUGCAGUUGCCCUGAGGGGCUCUCAGGCAAUCCAUUUGUUUACUGCCGCCAAGUAGAAGCUCCUAUAGAAAGGCAACCAUGCAGUCCAUCACCUUGUGGUCCUAAUGCAGUCUGCCGGGAAAUCAAUGGACAGGCUGUCUGUUCAUGUGUGCUCGGUUUUCUGGGUGUACCACCAUCAUGUCAUCCAGAGUGCACUGUCAGCUCAGACUGUGCAUUAACAAAGGCUUGCCUCAAUCAACACUGUAUAGAUCCUUGUCCUGGUACAUGUGGUAUCAAUGCCCAUUGCCAUGUUGUCAACCACAACCCAAUCUGCUCUUGCGCUGCAGGCUAUUCUGGAGAUCCCUUCACCAGGUGCUCCUCAAUAAUUAUUUCAACACCACCACAGCCAAAACCAAUUACACCAUGUCAGCCUUCACCAUGUGGGCCUAAUUCAGUCUGCCAGGUAUCAGUUGAUGGUUUAAGUCCAUUGUGUUCUUGUUUGGAUGGUUAUAUUGGCACCCCACCACUGUGUCGUCCCGAAUGUUUAUCCAACGGUGACUGCAGUCCACAGCAAGCUUGUAUUGGUCAACGAUGUAGGGAUCCUUGCCCUGGAUCAUGUGGAGUUAGUGCUGAAUGCCAUGUUAUCCUUCAUGUGCCAAGCUGCUCAUGUCCACCACCACUCACAGGCGAUCCUUUUACAUUUUGUACCAGCCCACCAGAGAUAAGUCCAACACAAGGAGCUCCAACUGACCCCUGCAACCCUUCACCUUGCGGGCCAAAUUCUAACUGCCGUGUUGAAGCAAAUGGUUUCUCAUCCUGUGAAUGCUUGCCAGACUUCUAUGGUAACCCAUAUGAUGGGUGCCGACCUGAGUGUCUAGUCAGUUCGGACUGCUCUAUGGAUCGUGCUUGUAUACAGAACCACUGUCAGGAUCCUUGUCCUGGAACUUGUGGUGUAGGUGCCAUCUGCUCUGUUACAAAUCACAUUCCUAUUUGCUCUUGUCCUGAGGGAACAACAGGAGAUGCCUUCCAUCUUUGUCAGCCUGUAAUAUUGCCGGUGCCAGGUUCAAGUUACCCAUGUGUACCUUCACCCUGUGGGCCAAAUGCACUUUGCCGAGCAGGUGAUUCUGGUGCUGCCUUGUGUGAAUGCUUACCAGGUUAUCAGGGUAUACCAGAUGGAAGUGGAUGCAGGCCUGAGUGUGUCCUCAGUGCUGACUGUCCACGUGACAAGGCGUGUGUGAGUGGCAAGUGCCGGGACCCAUGUCCAGGUGCCUGUGGUUAUGGUGCCAACUGCAAUGUUAUAAACCACAGCCCCAUCUGUUCUUGCCCAUCUGGUACAGGAGGAAAUCCAUUUGUACAAUGUACAGAGCAACCACCUGUUCCAAGCGAUCCCUGUGAGUCCUCACCAUGUGGACCGAAUGGACAGUGCCGUGUUGUGAAAGGUGCUGCUGUUUGCACAUAUCCAGAAUGUGUAAUCAAUCAAGACUGUGUUCGUGACAGGGCUUGUUUUGCUCAACGUUGUCGAGAUCCUUGCAGUGAGGGAACUGUCUGUGGUCUCAACGCACUAUGUCAAACUGUCAGCCAUGUCCCUGUGUGUUCCUGUCCAACAGGUUACACAGGAGAACCUAGGCUGGAGUGCCACCCAGUGCCUGUCACUCCUCCAGCUCCACGCCCUGAAUGUACUCAAAACAAUGACUGUACAAAUGACAAGGCCUGUAUAAAUGAUUUUUGCCGUGAUCCUUGUCUGGAGAAUACAGGAAUUUGUGGACCUAAUGCACAAUGUCAUGUUCAGUUGCAUAGGCCAAUAUGCACCUGUAAGGACGGAUUUACUGGAAAUGCCAAUGGCCAUUGUUAUCAGAUUGGUUGUCGCUCAGAUGGAGAAUGCCCACCCACAGAGGCAUGUGUGAACGGCAACUGUGUGUCUCCAUGUUCCUACACACAUUGUGGUAUCGAUGCUCUUUGUGAGACUGAUGGCUGGCAUCAUGCACGUUGCCGCUGUCCUGAAAGUUGGACUGGAGAUCCACACACACUGUGCACAAAGCCAGAAUGUUCAUCUGAUGCUGACUGUACAUACAACCUAGCUUGCCUUGGCAAUCGAUGUGAAAAUCCUUGUCCUGGUGCAUGUGGUCAGAAUGCUAUCUGCACUGUUACUAACCAUUUGGCAACAUGUCACUGUCCACCAGGCUACACUGGAAAUCCUGGGUCACAAUGCACUCUUGAAAUUAUGGAGCCAAAACAGUGUCGAGCUGAUGCUGACUGUGCAAGCAAAUUAGCUUGCUUUAGUGGAAACUGUCGAAACCCAUGUGUUGAAACAAAACCAUGUGGUCCAAAUGCUGAAUGCACGGUUGUAGACACUCUUCCUCUCAGGACCAUGGCCUGCCGCUGUCCACAGGGGUAUGUAGGGGAUGCAGACAUCGAAUGCAAACCAGCUCCUGAUGAAAAAGAAGGUUGUCAGUCUGAUGCAGACUGUACAUUAUCUGAGAUUUGUGUGAACAGACGUUGUUCCAAUGCAUGUACAUUGAAUCCAAGCUUGUGCGCACCAAAUGCACUGUGCCAAGCAACAAACCAUCAAGCAACAUGUGUCUGCCCUGGUACCCUAGUCGGUGACCCAUAUAGUAACUGCUAUUCAGCACACCUCAAUGAAUCAGAAUGCAGAACAGAUAUGGAUUGUUCAGACAAACACUCUUGUAUUUCUGCACACUGUCUUGACCCCUGCACUGUCAGUUCUCGAUGUGGUGUGGGAGCUUUGUGUCAUUCAAGUUACCAUCGUGCUAUCUGCAGUUGUCCAGAUGGCUGGGCUGGAAAUCCAGAAAGAUUUUGCUACAGACCUGAAUGCACAAAUGAUGCAGAUUGCCCAUACAACAAGGCAUGUGAAUCAGGAAGUUGUUUGGAUCCUUGCGAACAUGCUGGUUGUGGACGCGGAGCUGAAUGUAUCACAGAGGCACACAGACCUCGUUGUCAGUGUCCUCCUGGUUCCCAGGGAGAUCCAUAUCGCACUUGUGUCACUGGUGUAUGUCAGUACAAUGAAGAUUGUGCUGGACAUGAAGCCUGCGAUCGACUGAAUCGUAUUUGUCGCCCUGUCUGUGAAGAAGACACUUGUGCAUCUGGUGCUGUGUGUAUUGGGAAAGAUCAUCAGCCUACGUGUGCUUGUCCUCAUGGCACAAAUGGAAAUCCAUAUGUUGAAUGUAGCUCUGCAAGAGUACCAACUGUUCCAGCUGAAUGUGAGGCUGAUCAUAACUGUCCAUCACAGCAAGCAUGUCUAAAUGCUGUAUGUCAAGAUCCAUGUGUGGCUGUAUCAUCAGUGUGUCCAGCUAAUCAACAAUGUCAUGUUCUUGAUACAUUACCUCUGCGAACAGUGACAUGUCACUGUCCUCAUGAUGCAGUUGCUGAUGCUUCAGGGUAUUGUAUACCUGUUGUUCCAGGAGAACCACAAUGCGUGACAGAUUCAGAAUGUGGUAAUACUGAAAAGUGUGUACGGGGUAAAUGUGUGGAAGCUUGCCGCACUGACUUCUGUGGCAUAAAUGCUAUCUGUCAGUCUGAUGACCAUAGAGCUGUUUGUCGUUGUCCUCCUGGAUACACAGGAAAUCCACGGGUUGAUUGUGUCAUUCUUCCAACACCACCACCGCCACCUCCAGAGUGCAUAAUGGAUGAAGACUGUUCAGCAGAUCAUGCUUGUCAGUUGGGUAGAUGUGUUAACCCAUGUUCUGCAAUAAGUCCAACGCCAUGUGCAGCUACAGCUUUUUGUCAUGUGGAAGACCAUAUACCUGUGUGUCGCUGCCCUAGUGGAUAUGAAGGAAACCCUCACCAAGAGUGUCAUCCAGUAUCUGGACCACCUCUUGGAUGCACAGCAAAUUCUGAUUGUUCACAACAAGAAUCAUGUGUUAAUCAACUGUGUGUGAGUCCAUGCCAUUGUGGACCUAAUUCUGAGUGCCGAGUCAGCAAUCAUUUCCCCACUUGCUACUGUAAACCUGGAUUUUCUGGAAAUCCUCUAAUUGGUUGCAUUAAAGUUCAGUGCCAAUCAGAUGACGACUGUUCCACUGACACACAAUGUUACAAUGGUGAAUGUGUGAAUCCAUGCAUACUGGGAGCAGUAUGUGCUGUCAAUGCCGAGUGCUACGGAACAGAUCACCGUGCAGCAUGCCGCUGUCCUGUGGGAUAUGUUGGUGACCCGUUGUUGCACUGUGAAAGAGCCGAAUGUCGUGUUGAUGGUGACUGUCCUUCUACUAGAGCUUGUGUGCAACGCCACUGUGUCGAUCCUUGUGCUGUGGCCUCAUUAUGUGCAUCAAAUGCAAUAUGUGUGGUGCGCAACCAUGCAGCUGCAUGUCGCUGCCCGGAAGAUGUACCACUUGGUGAUCCAACGUCGUUCUGUGAGAAAAGGCCACCUGCAAAAGAACAAGAACCUGAAUGCAAGCUAGAUGUUGACUGCCCUAGCAGACAAGCUUGUCUAAAAUCACAUUGUGUCGACCCAUGUACUGAACUGAAACCAUGUGCAACAACAGCAAGAUGCUCAGUUCUCAACACGGUACCUGUAAGAACUAUGGUGUGCACUUGUCCUGAAGGCUGGGUUCCUGGCAGCGAUGGGGAAUGUCGGCCUGUUGUGGUGCCUGUACCUCCUGGAUGCACAUCUGAUGAGAAUUGUGCAACAAAUGAAACAUGUAUUAAUCGAAUAUGCAGAAAUCCUUGUGACUGUGGUACAAAUGCCAACUGUUUUGUCCAAAACCAUCGUCCAAUUUGCUCAUGCCGAGAUGGGUAUGAUGGGAAUCCAAACAUUGGUUGUUAUGCUGUGGGAUGCCGCACAAACUCUGAAUGUGAUUCUGGGAAAGCUUGUGUGAACAGUGUGUGUGUAGAUCCAUGUACAGUAUCCAACCCAUGUGGACAACAUGCAGAGUGCUACACAUUUGCUAACCGCGCUGAGUGUCGUUGCAUCAGUGGUUUUAUGGGAGACCCUCAUGAGGGCUGCCAUGCCAUUGGCUGCCGUGUGGACUCUGAUUGUCCUUACGACCGUGCCUGCCUAUCAGGUCGUUGUGCAGAUCCAUGUGCACAUGGCUACCCAGCACCUUGUGGACAAGGUGCACUCUGCAAGCCAACUCUUCACCGUGCUGUUUGCCGUUGUCCACCAGCAUUACUUGCUGGCAAUCCAUAUAUUGCUUGUCGACCCAAGAUUCGUGCUGAAUGCAAUGGUGAUCCAGACUGCCCACCAAGACUUGCAUGCCUUGAUGGCCACUGCCGUAACCCUUGUUUGGAACUGCAGCCAUGUUCCAAGCCUGCAUCCUGCCAAGUAUUUAGCUCUGUGCCAGUAAGAACAAUGUUCUGUACUUGCCCUCCUGGUUAUGUGAGUUCAGGCAGUGGUGUGUGUCGUCCGACUCCCUCUGUCAUAGCUAUUGGUGGAUGUUCAUUUGACAGAGACUGCCCUGAUGACAAGACAUGUAUACAAGGAAUUUGCAAAAAUCCCUGCACAUGUGGUGCUAAUUCCGAUUGUCACGUGAAAGAUCACAGGCCCACAUGCACCUGUAAAGCAGGAUUUGACGGCAAUGCAGAUGUAGAAUGUGUAAGAGUGAGCUGCCGUACUGAUGGUGACUGUUCACCUCAGCAUCAAUGUGUGCAACGGAUAUGUGUACCAGCUUGUGCAUCUGAUGGAAGUUCAUGUGGUAAAGACGCAUUAUGUUAUGGUGCUCAACACCGUGCUAUUUGCGAGUGCCCUCCUGGACUGCUGGGAAAUCCACAAAAGGCUUGUGUAGCAGUGGGAUGUCGAGCAAAUUCUGACUGCCCAGCAGAGCACAACUGUAUCUCUGGAACUUGUGCUAAUCCUUGCAGCUCCUCACCAUGUGCUCCACCAGCUGAAUGUAAAGUUUACAAACAUGAAGCGCAGUGUAUCUGUCCACCAGGCUACAUAGGAGAUGGAUAUAUUACAGGAACAUUGUGCACAAAACAAAAUGUGACAUGCCAAGCUGACAGUGAUUGUUCAUCAAAGAUGGCAUGCAUUAAUGACAGCUGUGUUAACCCAUGUUCAGUUACUCAGCCAUGUGGUGAUAAUGCAAACUGUCAAGUGCUUGAUACAGUGCCUGUACGUACAAUGAUAUGUGAAUGUCCUCCUGGUUAUCAGGGCAAUGCUGCUGAGAAAUGCGAAAAAGCUCGAACAUGUCCAGUUGGGAAGGGUCAAGUUCUGGAUGAAAAGGGCAACUGUGUUUGUCCACCUGGUUAUGGCUUAGAUGACAGUGACACAUGUAUUCGUUGUGUUGCACAACAAGGAUUCAAAAUUGAUGAAAAGGGUCAAUGUGUUUGUGCACUGGAAAAAGGUAUGAUCAUAGAUGAACGUGGUCGUUGUGUCUGUCCAGUCCAAGUGGGUUAUCACUUGGAUGAGAAGGGAUAUUGUGUAAAAGACAAAUCUCCAAAAUGUAAUGAUGAUGAUGAUUGUGCCGAUGAGAUGUACUGUAAUCAGGAAACCAAGACUUGUGAGAAUCCAUGUCGAACUAAACAGUGUGGAGUGGAUGCAUACUGCAGUGCAAGUAACCACCAGGCAGUAUGUUUGUGCCAUCCUGGAUGGUCUGGAAACCCUGAAAUUGCUUGCAAUGAUUCACGUGUACCAAGAACAGAGUUCCCCAAGCCUGAGAUCACUGUGAACUGCAAGUCAGAUGGGGUUGAAGUUGAAUUUAGCUUGCCUGACCAGACAUUUAAUGGUAUUCUUUAUGUGAAAGGCCAUAGCAAAGAUGAUCGUUGCAGCAGAUUGAUUACCCCAUCUUCUGGUUCUGCACCUCAGUCAUUACUUUUUAAAGUAAACUUUGGCACAUGUGGUCUUAUUCAUUUCAAUAGAGAAGCAAGUUUCCUCCUUGUGCUACAGAAACACCCUAAACUUGUAACGUCUACAGCACAAGCAUAUCAUAUUGUUUGCAAGUAUCAAACUGGUGAGCAGAAUGUAACAGUAGGAUUUAAUGUAUCAAUGCUCACAACAGCUGGCACUAUAGCAAACACAGGGCCACCACCUGUGUGUACAAUGAAGAUAAUUACCAAUGCUGGACAAGAAAUUAGGUCAGCUGAAAUAGGUGAAAACUUGCAGCUUCACGUGGAGGUGACACCAUCCAAUAUAUAUGGUGGUUUUGCACGAAGCUGUAUCGCAAAAACUGUUGAAAACAAUGUAGAAAAUGAAUAUAUGGUUACUGAUGAAAAUGGCUGUGCCACAGAUCCAACGAUAUUUGGAGAAUGGAAAUACAAUGCUGAAACAAAGUCUCUAGUGGCUAGUUUCAAUGCAUUCAAAUUUCCUAGCAGUGACAACAUCAAAUUUCAGUGCAACAUCAGAGUUUGCUUUGGAAAAUGUCAGCCGGUAAAUUGUAGAGACACUAAUGCAUUUGGCCGACGGAAACGAGAAAUUGAAGCACCAGAGAAUGACACUAAUGUAGCUAUUGCGGAGUCAAUGUAUGAAGGGCAGCUCAGAGAAGAGAUAACAAUACAGUCCAAUGCAAUACUGACAUUCGAACGAAGGGAGGAAAGAUACACAGCCUCAACUGAUGCACCAGAGACACAGAAACCUGAAGACAUAUGUGUAUCAAUGGUUGGAUUCAUAAUUGCUCUUGUGAUAACUGCUCUCCUUGCAUUAGUAGCUGUGGCAGUAGCAGUAUCGUGUUGGCUUGUAGCUUACCGUCGAAGACCAAAGCUGGCUGGGCCAUUGCCUCAUCCUCCUGAAUUCCCAAAUCCACUUUUUACAACACCAGAACCAGUUGCCGAACCCUCGCCUGAUUAUCUUACGUGAUUUGUGAUAUUUUACUCAAGUAAAACAUGUGGGACCUGAAUCAAUCAUUCUGGUGCUCAGUUUGUGACUGACAUAAAGAAACUAGUUCCUCCUUCAUACAAUGGUUAGCUUCAAUUAUUAAUGGACUAUUUUCAGAAUGUAUAGUAUGUAUCUUGUGUUUCUAAGGAGGAAAAGUGAAAAUGCAAUUGAGAUCAUAUUGUAGUCAUAAUCUAAAGAUCUAAAAUGCAUUUUCCACAAUGUAGUCACCUCCUCCAAUGGCUUUGUGUAAAUGACACGAAAUAGGGUUUGUUCCACAUAGCAGUGGUGGUGGUUUAUUUUAUAGUAGUUCAUACUGAAAAUCUUGGUAUUGCAAGACUUAAAACAUACUGUCAGACUUAAACUUGUUAUGAUUUUGGUCAUUAAUGUAGGAUUGCCUCCACUUUUAUGCUAUUGGUUUUAUUAUUUUACAUCUUGUACCCCUAAGCUAGAUUUCUUUGCUGCAUUGUGAGCUUGACUGAAUUAGCCAUUGGAGGAUUUGAGUAGUUACAAUGAUAUAAAUAAUAAAUGUGAAUAAUGUUGAUAUGUAUUUUGUGUGUUAUGUUGUUGUUUGUGUCAGAUACUUUUCUGUUACUUGUGCUAAUAUUCUACAAUUCCAUGUCACAAUUUAUCAUUAACUCAUCAUAAAAAACAGUAUGGUAAACCUGCCUGCCAGUUUUGCAAUCAUCAUUACACACCUUCACAAAUAAAGAAGUAUGAUGUUUUGAAUGUCAAAUAAUUUUCCAAAUAAUAUUUAUUAAUUUAUCUGCUGUAACUUGAAGAAAAGAUUUGGACCUCUCUAAAGCCAUGAAUAACAAGUCUUCCAUUUGCAAUUAGAUUGCAGCAGAACUGACAAUUUAGCCUACACUCUAUUUUCAUCACAUCUUCAUUUAAAUAUUUAUUAAAUGUUUGUCCCAUAAAAGACUGCCAUUUUGCUACAGUAGCUGUAGAUAUGCAUGAGUUGGUCACAUUUGCCUCAUGUAUUGUACAGAAGAAUUCUCAUCCUAUGCUGUGCAUACCACCUUGUCUGAAAAUAAAUUUCUGUAUAUAAUGCCAAAAUUGCAGAAUUUUCAGUGGUUUCAUUUGUGUUACAUCAGCAAGCUGCUGUUUAUUCUGCAAGAACAAAGUUUCUAACAUAGGCACAUUCUGCAGUGUAAUUUAUGUGUUUCUACCAGAUUGUACUAAUGUGCUUCUGUUAGUUAUUUUGAAGGGAUACUGUUUUUUUCCUUUUGAAUAUUAGGAAUCUCUUCAUUCAAAAUUUUUUUCGGUGAAGGGUAAAGGUGGUAUGCUGUGCCAUUUAUGAUAAUUGUAUUAAUCAAAUUAAGCAGUUGCUUUAAUUUAACUUCUGAAAUACUCUUUGUUUCCAGAGGCCUGAAAUAAUUCUUAACAGUGAGUGAGUCUUGUAAUUGUGAUAAAUGUCUAAUAAAGAUGUUGUUAUAAUUAAA